Podarcis lilfordi (Lilford's wall lizard) is the source of this 60982-nucleotide messenger RNA. The record is from the annotation of a GenBank genome assembly. NCBI's taxonomy places the organism in Eukaryota, Metazoa, Chordata, Lepidosauria, Squamata, Lacertidae.
GACUCCUCCCCCGCGAGUCUCACCUACCCGGCACCUAAGGCGACCCUUCUCCGCGCCGCCCGCCUGGCUGCUCCUCCUCCUCCCUCGGCGACGGGGCGUCUGAGGCGGCGCGAGCAGGCAGCCAGGCACUCGCGCGGGCAGCCCCUGAUCCGAGGCCGGGGUCCUCGUGGGGAAGCUGGGCUGCCGUACAGCAGCAUGGCGGCGCUGUGCCGAGCGAGCCCGCGCUUCCUGCGCAAGCCCGGGCUCUGCCGUACAGCGCGGGCCCUGUCUUCAGGUACGGGGAUCCCCCAUGGUCGGCGGGGGUCGCAGGCGGGCGGAGGCGGAGCAGGCGCCUCUGCAAAGCUGGGCUGGAGAGGAGAGGACCCUGGCAGGCAGGAAUCCAACCGGGGAAGCCUUCCCCAGCCUGGGGUCCCGCCUUUGCAUUCUCCCCUAUUGGGGGAGGCUUUGCCUGUUGAAUUCCUGCCUGCUACGCUACCGGUUUAAGCCACGACAGUAGGAGGCAGGGAAGAAAAAGAGCAGCCAGCAAUGGUCAUUAUUACGCUUAGAAAAUCUGUGCGAGCUUUAGUCUAUUUUAUUGUGGUCUUAACUUUCUGUGUGUUUUUAACUGGUCCUAAUUUUUUAAGGGAUACUUUUAUUACUUUAUCUUUUUUUGGGGGGUGGGGACCUGCUGUGUGUUUUUUUCUACACUGAAGCGGGGUGUGUGGGUGUGUGUGUGUGUGCAAAGGGCCCAAACCAAGUUCCUGGAAUGCUCCACCUGUUGAAUGCCUGCCUUGCCGAUUAUAGGCAGGGUGUUUCAGAGCACAUAUCUUAGAUGGGUGCCCUGCCUUGGCGCCUAAGUUAUCAAGAAAUUUGAAAUUACACACAAAAAUGGUGAGUGGGUAUCAAGAUGGUUAUUUACAUUUUUGGAUCUGCCAAUUCUCAGAUUAAUUUAGCAGUGCGAAGGGAAGAGUUUUAUUUGUUUGCCGAAGUAUUUCUGUACCACCAGAAAUACGAGUUAUCAAGGCAGUGUAUGGUGUUGAACCCUAAAACACCAUUUAAAAUAAAAAAUAAAAAUGCACAGGGGUGUACUGGCUGUUCAAAAAUAAAAAUUAAACUGCUACAAAGGCAUAAAAAGGUUUUUAAGAGACACUUGAAAGUCAAAGGCCAUUUAAGCCUCUGAUCUCAGUGACUGAGCUGGGAUAAAAGGUCUGAGGUGGUCCUUAAAGUAUGCUAGGCCCAAAUCCUUCAGGUUUUGUCAAGCAGGACAAUUAUAUCAACAAAGUACCCCUUUGUAAAUACAAAUAAUUGAUUUCUGUCAACAGUUGAUGGCCUGCCAUCUACAUAGACCUGCAAAUGAUAGGGUUCCCAGCUAUGAAAUAAAAUGCAAGAAUCCAGUGACAUCUUAAAAGACCAACCAGUGUUUUGUGCUCUGUACAGAAUAGGAUAUGUUGCAAUCGGUUUGUGUGCUUGCUUCCACAGCACUCCACGCCAAACCAUGGUUUAGUGUGAACAUGUGGGCUCCCGGUUUGUUCUGGGUUUUACAGGUUGUGGUUAGUCUGGAGAAAACUAAACCACAAACCUGGGUUUCAGUAACACAAAAGCCAGGUAAGCCUGUCGUAAGCUUCCCUGAGUGUAGCAGCAUCUGUAAUCUCUUUCCUGUCUUCACACUAAACCAUGGUUUGACUUGUGUGUGCAGAAAAGGCCUAUAUGCAAAUCUCCACAAGAGCUUUUCUCUUGUUGUAGUAGCUUAAAAUGUGUCAGCUAUGAAAUAAUUUUGGUACCUUCCUGGACGAUUACAUUCUUUCUCUGAAAGGUGUCUCUGUGAGGGGCCUUGUCACAAAUACUACCAUAUUUUCACUCACCUGCCCAUGUACCUUUCUUCUCUUACCUAAAAUCUACCAACUGUAAUUCGGCUCUUUGCUUGAUUACUUGGCUGUGAUUCGCACUCGCUCCAGCUGACUAGGCAAAGAGGUUGUUCCAAGCAUUACUGUUUACUUUAUCCGGGUGGCAAGGCCUAGUUCUUACCGCAGGGAUCAACUUGUUUCUGUCUUGUAGCUCUUCAAACUGCAGGUGUUCACUAACAUGACUAGAUGCACUAUUGCAAAUAAAUCUUCCUGCGUAGAUGUCAGGGAGAACUAUUGUAGACUUGCCUUUUACCUGAUACAAAAUCAUAGAAUUGUAGAGUCGGAAGGGACCCCAAGGGUCAUCUAGUCCAACCCUCUGCAAUGAAGGAAUCUCAGCUUGUUUAAAACACAACAGAUGUCCAUCCAACCUCUGCUUAGAAACAUCCAAGGAAGGAGAGUCCGCCAUUUCUUGUGGCAGUCUGUUCCACUGUCAAAUGGCUCUUACUAUGCUGUGCUUAUGGGGAAAUUUGUUGUUUUGGUUGGCGCAUUCAUAUAGAGUCAUACCUCGGGUUACAGACACUUCAGGUUGCGUUUUUUCGGGUUAUGGACCCGCCGAAACCCGGAAGUACCGGAAUGGGUUACUUCCGGGUUUCAGCGGUCGCGCAUGCGCAGAAGCGCUAAAUCAUGCUUUGUGCAUGCGCAGAUGCGCCGAAUUGCAACCCGUGCGUGCGCAGACAUGCCGCUGCGGGUUGCAAACGUGCCUCCCACAAGGAUCACAUUCGCAACCUGAACGUCCACUGCAAUUCACAACUUUAAUCUUUAAUCGAUCAAGUACAAAAGUAAUAAAACUGAGCAACAAUCAAGUUUAAAAAACCCGUUGUAUUCAGGAAAACUUUUUUGGGGGUGGGGGGAUUCCUUGAUGUGAGCACCCAUCCAGUCACUGCGGUGGUACAACAUUCAAAAUACAGUUAGACCCAUUUUUAAAAGAUCGUAGCAAUUUGAAUAUGGUAUUUAUCAACAUUGCUAAUUUUGGGGGGGAGGUCCUUCGAACCACAGCAGGAUCUGCUUCCGAGCUGACUCAACUGACUCACCCCAAAGGAUCUAGUUUGUUAAGGUUGCUGGGAACUAUAGCUCUGUGAGGGUGAACUACAGUUCCCAGCAUUCUUUGGGGAAAGCCAUAUGCGUUAAGUGUAAUGUGUGUACACAGCCUGAGUCUGUGUUUAUAGAGAUCAGCCUUGCAAGGGAAGAUUCUUUUGCACCCCCCCUGAAAUGCAGUAUAUUCUUUUGACUGCCAACUGUCUUAACCGAUUUUAAUCUUGCAUUUUUAUAUUUUUUUAAUCUUAUAUUUUUGCAUUGUUUUCACCUCCCCUGGGACCUUGCGGUGAAGGAUAGGUAAGAAAUCUAAUAGACGGUUAUUCUGAUAAUACUAAGUACAUAGGAACAGAGUUCAACCAUUGGUCUAUCCAACUCAGUAUUGUCUUAUACACUGACUGACUUCAGCUCUCCAGGGUCUCACCCAGCCCUACCUGAAGAUGCCGGGGAUUUGAACCCAGGACCUUCCGCAAUGUGAACCAGGUGCUCCACCACUAAGCUGCAGCCCUCCCCUAAAAUAAUAAUAAUACAGUGGUACCUCGGGUUACAUACCCUUCAGGUUAUAUGCGCUUCAGGUUACAGACUCCACUAACCCAGAAAUAGUACCUCGGGUUAAGAACUUUGCUUCAGGAUGAGAACAGAAAUCAUGUUCCGGCGGUGUGGCAACAGCAGGAGGCCCCAUUAGCUAAAGUGGUGCUUCAGGUUGAGAACAGUUAACCUGAGGUACCACUGUAAUAAUAAUAAUAAUAAUAAUAAUAAUAAUAAUAAUAAUUUUUAUUAUUUAUACCCUGCCCAUCUAGCUGGGUUUCCCCAGCCACUCUGGGCUGCUUCCAACAGAAUAUUAAAAUACAAUACAGUGGUACCGCGGGUUAAGAACUUAAUUCGUUCCGGAGGUCCGUUCUUAACCUGAAACUGUUCUUAACCUGAAGCACCACUUUAGCUAAUGAGGCCUCCCGCUGCCGCCGCACCGCCCGAGCGCAAUUUCUGUUCUCAUCCUGAAGCAAAGUUCUUAACCCGAGGUAUUAUUUCUGGGUUAGCAGAGUCUGUAACCUGAAGCGGCUGUAACCCGAGGUACCACUGUAAUCUAUUAAACAUUAAAAAGCUUCCCUAAACUAAAAUAGGAACUGCAAACAGAAUCACACCCUAAAUAAACACCUUGUUACUGAGCUGCCACACCCCAUAACCUAGGGAAUGUCCAACCUAUUAUCAAUCCGUCCUACUUACCUUUUUUUCUCUUCCCUCUUUUUGCCUGCCGGGAAGAUGCUAAAGGUGUGAGAGACAGGCAGUAGAGAAACCAGUCUGCUUUGGAAGCCAGGAGUGGAAGCAGCCGGCUGUCACAUCAGCUUGGGUUUGAUGGCCUGUAACGUUCCCUUCAUCCCUCUGAUUCUAUGAUAUUUGCUUUGUUGUUAUGCAAUCUGGCCAAUUCUGGGGGCCGUCUGAGGCGACUCGGGGAGGGCUGGCUGGGUUCAGAUACUGUCUGUGCUUCUCAGGAAAACUUCAGCAAUCUGAUGGUUGAUCGGGUUUCUUUUCGUUUUGUUUUUUUGGCUAUAUUUCAUUUCCUCCCUUGUACACCCAGCGAUGAUAAUGUGUCAGGCUUAAAAAUAAUCACUGCUUUGGUGUUUGUUUGUUUUUUGCACAACGGCCUGUCUGGCAACUAAACCUCAAGAAAAAAACAACCUUUUCCCUCUCAAACAAUUCCCAAGGCCUUCUGAAAGAGCGCAGACCACAAAGCUGUUUUCCCCCUUCCCUCAUAACCAUUUAGGUCACUGAGAUAUGUGACAGGGGGGGGUUGUCUCCCUCUCCCCGGCACAAAUAAACAGAUGGAAAUUUGGGGACACUUUUGACCCAGCUCCUGUCAUAAGAGUCUCCCUGUGUUUCAUGAUGACUUAUCAUCUGAGAAUGCAAUUAAAACAUGUAUUUUCUGCAUUGUUUUCCUAACUCGGCAUGCUCGAUUUGGAAAUUUCUAGAUUCUCAGUGCCAGGUUAUGAGAUGUCCUUGCUUAGAGCUGUUUUGUACUUUUCCUGCAUGCUCCUGCCUAGAAUGGGUGGGGAAAGCUGAGGUAAUAUUUUCUACUGUUGCAACAGCCUUGCAAGAGCACAAGCAGGCUCAUCGCAAAGAAAUUUCUGCGUGAUUCUCUCUGUUUCUGUCUGUCAUUCUGAAGCUCAGCAAAAAAAAAGAGGGGAGAGAGAUUUGUGACACGCUUCACAGCAUCUACAAUUUUACAGCUGAAAAUAGGAGCAUUCUUGGGGACGGGGACCCUCCAAAUACUGAUACCAUAGAUUACUGCGCUGAACAAUCCUUGUAAUAGUAAAUAAACCAUAAUUAAGCCAAGGGGGUGGUUCAGACAGUCGACUUUAACUAUGGUUAAACUAAACCAUGGUUAACUGUUAUAUGUGAACCAGGGCAUUCCUGAAAGUUCUAUUCCAGGUGUGUGAAACAUUGGGCCCUCCAGAUGUUGCAGAACUACAUCUCCCAUCAUCCCUGGCCAUUGGCCACGCUUGCUAUGGAUGCUGGGAGUUGUAGUUCGGCAACAUCUGAAGAACAAAAGGUUCCCAGCACCUGUUCAACUCCAUGUACCACAGGGCGAGCAACCUGUAACCACCCCCGCCAAGAUAAUAACAAUAAUAAUAUUUUUUUAUUUAUACCCCGCCCUUCCUGGUUCAGAAAACCGGGCUCAAGGUGGCUAACAACAAAUUUAAAACACAAUUGUGAUACAACAAAAAAACCAGCAUAAAAUACAAUAUAAAAGCGUGAAUAACAAUAAAUUCAAAGUUCAAAAAUCAAUUUAGGGGAAAAUCCAUCCAAUAAACAUUAGAUGAUCACAAGGGCUAGCUGGCUAAAUUAGUCCUAUUUGGGCCAGCGAGGAGACCAGGGGAGAAUUAGCUGUGGGAUCCCAGAGCGGGUAAUCUUCAUAAAAAAGGUAGGGGGAGGGAAGGAAGGGGAAUAAAAGAUCAGGCUAAAUUCAAAUUGAAAGUCAGGUGGAAUAGCUCUGUCUUACAGGCCCUGUGGAAGGAGGUUAAAUCCUGCAGGGCCCUGGUCUCAUGGGACAGAGCAUUCCACCAGGUCGGAGCCAUCACUGAGAAGGCCCUGGCCUUGGAGGAUAAUCUGACUUCCUUAGGGCCCAGGACCUCUAAUCUAUGAUUAUUCAUGGACCUUAAGGUCCUCUGCGGGGCAUACCAGGAGAGGCGGUCCCGUAAAUAUGAGGGCCCUAAGCUGUAUAACAAAAUAUACCAUCCAAAUAUCAGGCUGCGUCUUCAGAUACUUAGCAUUAUCUCUCCUGGAUUGUGCUAUAAAAAUAAAUGAAAAAAUCUCCCUUCCUUUCUCUCUUUCAGAGAAGCACGAGUAUGAUCUCCUAGUCGUCGGGGGUGGAUCUGGCGGCCUUGCUUGCGCGAAAGAAGGUAAUUCAUGGCAUCAUGCGCAGUUGUGAGGCGCCCUAACUUUGCUAGGGAUAAUUGUGAAAGGGGUCAAGAAUAAAACUCAACAUCAUAGCACCAUUCUAUAAAUCAAUGGAAUACGAAUACUGUGGGAGAGCAGGGGGUAGAGGAGGAAGACUCUGUGUAGACAAGGAAGAAUUAAAGGAGGAAGAAGGGGCUUACAAUCCACAUUAAGCACAAAGGGCUUGUCCACACUUCCACUUGUGGUCUGAACUGUUUUCCACUUGAACCAUACUUUUCUAGGCAUGGGUCAAAGCGGUUCUGCCUUUCCCCUUCCGCUUCCCCUGGAAAACCUGCUCUUUGGUUCUGAGAACCAAAUGACUAACCACAGAAAACCCGAUUGCUGUUUGUUCCGAUUGAGCUCCAAAGAUCAGGUUUUCCUGAGGGAAGGAGGCAGGGCAUACAGAGAUGUGGAUAGUCUAUCAGUGGCUAUUCACCACAAUUGCUAUGCUCUGUCUCCACUGUUGGGGGCACUAUGCCUCUAAAUAUUUGUUUUGCUAGGAAUUUCAGGUGGGCAGAGCACUGUGGCGCCCAGGUCCUCCUUUUGAGCUUCCCGUGGGCAUCUGGUUGGCCGUUUUGAGAACAAGGUGCUGGAUUUUGGCCCGAAUUAUUAGCAGGGCUCUCCUUGGGUUGAGUUAUCUCAACAUUAUCUCUGCCUGGCCUUUCGCCCAAAAGGGGUAAUGAAAUUCACCAUGCUGUAGCAAGGUCUGCAUCUGUAAAUCAUUAUUGCAAUGUGUUAGUUGGCAGCUCAUCUGAGGGUGAUCCUCCCAGUUGCUUUUGUUGCUCUAAAGGUAAAGGUACCCUUGACCAUUAGGUCCAGUCGUGGCCAACUGGGGUUGCAGCGCUCAUCUCGCUUUAUUGGCCGAGAGAGCCGGUGUACAGCUUCCAGGUCAUGUGGCCAUCUGGCGAACCAGAGCAGCGCACGGAAACACCAUUUAUCUUCCCGCCAGAGCGGUACCUAUUUAUCUACUUGCACUUUGAUGUGCUUUGGAACUGCUAGGUUGGCAGGAGCAGGGACCGAGCAACAGGAGCUCACCCCGUCGUGGGGAUUCAAACUGCUCACCUUCUGAUUGGCAAGUCCUAGGCUCUGUGGUUUAACCCACAGCGCCACCCGCGUCCUUUUGUUGCUCUCGCUCAGGGUUAUUAGCUAGUCUGUUUCUCCCAUAUGUUUUUGGACUCCCAACUGCAAUCAUCUCUGGCCAGCAUGACCAAUGGUCAGGAACAAUGGGAGUUGUGGUCCAGCAGAACUUAGAUCACCUUUCCUUUGUGGGGCUGCUUGUCCGGAUUGCCUUUAAUAGAGGGCUUGUGAUUCCCACUACCCUGACUGGCUUGGGGCUGGGGCGGCAGGUGUUGUCAGAUGAGGAAGAGGGGCAGGAAGACAUGGAUGGUGCCAUAGGCAAAGAGCAGCUUGAGAGGGAGGAUGGAGGCCCUUUGCCCCUCUGCCGCAUCCCAGAGGUUGCAAUUAAGAGUCAAGCAGCAGUGGUGUUUAAUGUAGAUCACAGGAGCCAAAGUGUUCCCUCCUGGUUUUGUUGGACCACAACUCCAAUCAUCCCUAACCAUUGGCUGUGCUGGCUGGGACUGAUGGAAAUUAUAGCCCAAAACAUCCAGAGAGUGAUUACCGUACUUUUCUGUGUAUAACACGCCCCCUUGUAUAACACCCCCCCUAUUUUGGGGACUCCAAAAUGGCCCAAAGUUGUUGCUUUUUGGGGGAGGAUUGAGAAGAGUUGUUGAGUUUGGGGGGGGGAUGCAGUAAAUCACUAGCCCGACGAUUGCAAUUGCUUGCACCGCUUGCUAACAAUCGCUCGCAUCUGCUACAAGCGUCUACCCAGUCACCAACAGCAGAAGUAAAUAGCAGCUCUUGACGCAGCAACCAAUCACACACCCAUUUCCCACAGCCAAUACAAAGCGACCCUUCGCCACAGCCGCCAAUCACACUUCAGUUCGCCAGUGACAAUCUGCAGCUCGCGGUUGCAACCAAUCACCCGUCACCCCUACUCACUACCCAUGUAUAAGACGCCCCCAGUUUUUAAACCUUGUUUUUGAGUAAAAAUAAACCCCUAGUCUUAUACACAGAAAACUACGGUACAUUGGCUACCUCUGGCCUGAUUUAUUGUGGAACAUCAUAAUGUGACAGCAAAGUUACUGUCAUUGAAAUUCAGAAUGAAAAUAAGGGAACAGCGUCUUGGCCAGCUCUUGGUUAUUUAAUUUAUUGUGUAUUACUGUAUUCUAAAUUUAAGUUAUUGUGUAUUCUAAUGGGCUAUUGGAUAUUACUUUAUUGUUCAUUUUAUAGCUGUGCUUCUUUGUAUUGGGUCAAAUUUUUAGGAUGUGUGUGACCUUCAUUGUAUUUUCUGUUUGUUUGUUUGUUUGUUUGUUUCUUCUGCUUAUAGACUGCCUUAUUCGUAGUAAUAUAGAAAGGCGGUAUACAAAUUAAAAGUGAGAAUGAAGUGAAAUGAAAUUGAAUGUGCUGUGAUUACAGUAAGGUGCGGUGGAUGUUGGGUACAGGCAGUGGCAAAACUACCAUAUUUUUCGCUCUAUAAGACACACCAGACCACAAGACGUGCCUAGUUUUUGGAGGAGGAAAACAAGAAAAAAAAUAUUCUGAAUCUCAGAAGCCAUAACAGCAAGAGGGAUCGCUGCGCAGUGAAAGCAGCAAUCCCUCUUGCUGUUCCGGCUUCUGGGAUAACUGCGCAGCCUGCAUUCGCUCCAUAAGACGCACACACAUUUCCCCUUACUUUUUAGGAGGCAAAAAGUGAGUCUUAUAGAGCAAAAAAUACAGUAACUCACCAAAGCAAACCCCCCCCCCAACAUUGGCACCCUAAUGUUGAUGCCUUACUCUUUCCUUUAAAAUAACUGUGCGAUUUCUUUUUAUUUCUGAAGCUUCCCAAUUUGGAAAGAAGGUAGCUGUGUUAGAUUAUGUGGAACCAUCUCCAAAAGGUAAGAAACAAUUUGGUCAUCAUCACCCUCAUGUAAUAUAUUGUUAUGGAUCUGCGGUUGCUAAAUGCUUGGGUUUAAUCAAUGUUUAGGAUUUAAUUCGAACUGGUACGUUAUGACUGGCAAUAGCCAGACUCCUGCGUAUUUAAGAGAGGGGUUAGCCGCUGUCAACCCCUUGGAAUUAGCAUAUGUGAAGAGCUAACCCAGGAAUGGCUUCAUGAGUUGUGCCUUGGACAUUGUAAUCCUAGCAAAAUCAACAAGUGUUAAUGGAGUCGGACAGACUUCUUUGUGAGGUGAACGGCCAGGGGGAGGAUAAACAAUUAGGGAGUUCAGAGCAUCAAAGGAUUAGGCAUUAACACAAUACAGGAUCAAAGGAAAUAGGCGUGAGAAUGCAGAUGUGAGGCCUCUUCCUGAGGUAGAAAUGGAAAGCUGGGAAGCUAUGGGGUCAGAAGGGAUGUAACCAGGAAGCAGAGAAAAGAACAGUAAAGCUAGGUUGUGCCCUGCAGCACAGGAUAGGCUGCAGAGAAAAGAUGGUGCUGGGUUUUUGUUGCUGCUGCUAUGAAAUAAGCUGUCACAUCUUGGGGUGCUGCUGCUACGAGCCCCUCCAUAAGUAAGCUCAUGUUCGGCGAAAGAUUCCAGCAUUGCAGGGGGUUGGACUAGAUGACCCUUGUGGUCCCUUCCAACUCUACAAUUUUAUGAUUUUAUAAAUGUGUAAAUAAGCCUUAUAUGAUCAAUAUACUAUAGCCGUCAUCGUGCCUCAUUGCCAAAGGUACGCCUACACCAACUGGAAUCUUGUGUAGCAGCUUCACGAAGAUUGGAGUGGCACAUAACAAUAUGAAUCAAAAUACAGAUUGGUUUUAGGAAGUUUUCACUGUUUUCAGAUGGUAUUGUAUUUGCUUUAAGUUGCAUUUCUCUUUGCCGCCCCGGGCUCCUUGGGGAGGAAAGGUGGAGCAUAAAUUCAAAUAAUAACAAUAUUUAUAUAUGUCGUUUUAAGGACAGGCUGGGGCACUGAACACAUGCGCCCGUUUGUUCUGUUUUUCUGCAGGAACCAAAUGGGGUCUUGGUGGAACCUGUGUGAAUGUUGGUUGCAUUCCUAAGAAGCUGAUGCACCAAGCAGCUCUUCUGGGAAGUUCUCUCAAAGACGCCCAGCGCUAUGGCUGGAAUGUAUCCUAUCCUGUGAACCAUGACUGGUAAAAUGAAUCCCAUUUAUCUCCUUUGCUGAAGGGACGGGGGAAUUUAUAGUUGUUUCUAAACUACGACUCCCAUCACCUCUGACCAGUGGCCUUGCCAGCUGGAAGUGGUGGAAUUUGGAGUCUUAACAACAUCUGGAGGCCCACAGAUUCCCCAUUCUUACUUUAUGGUGUUCCACAUAUAUGUGAUGGAGGGAACACCACAUUUCUUCUGGAAUAACUAAGAACUGUGGUCAUUUGUUCUGGGAUAACAAACCUGGACGCAAUCUGUCCAAUACACACAAUACUCUGCCCCGAUGCCUCGCAUCUUGUUCUGCAGAGGCCUGGAGUUCAUGGGGAUAGGAUGUGGGCAGCAGUCCUAGACUGACUUAAGCCACAUCUGCAUUGUACAUUUAAAACGCCGUAUUUUUCACUCUAUAGGACGCACUUUUUCCCCUCCAAAAAUGAAGGGGAAAUGUGUGUGUGUCCUAUGGAGCGAAUGCAGGCUUUCGCUGACUCGCUCUCCAGGCUUCAGGAAGCUAUCCGCAAGCCUUCAAAGUCCGCAGGGAGUUCCCGCCGAGCUCCGAAGGCCUGCGGAUUGCAGCCUGCAGCCCGAAGCCCGGGAAGCGCAGUGCUGAGCUCCCCGGGCUUCGGGCAGCUAUCCGCAGCGCUUGCCGCCACUCCCGGACCUGUUCUGGGGGCUGGGGUGGGGGAAGCUCGGGCUUCCCCCGCCCCAUCCGCGCGGCUAAAAACGAAGCCGCGCGUAGCCUCUCCCGGCUGGAGAGGUUGUGCGUGGCUAAAGAGGAAGCCAAGACAGCCAGCGGGAUGGAAAUAUAUUUUUUUUCUUUAUUUCCCUCCCCAAAAACAAGGUGCGCCCUAUGGUCCGGUGCGCCUAUAGAGCGAAAAAUAUGGUACCACCAUAUCGUUUUAAACAGGGCUUCCACAAAAGCAUCCUGGGAACUGUCAUUUCUUAAGGGCACUGAGGGUUGUUAGGAAACCCCUGUUCUCCUCACAGGGUUACAGUGCCUGAGUCCCCUGGUUUUUAAACUGCUCUGGGAAUUGUAGCUCUUCAGAGGAAAGUACAGUUCCUAGGAUUCUUUCGGGGGGAGUUUGUGACUGUCCAAGUAGUAUAAUAGUGCUUUAAAUGCAUGCUGCAGAUGUGGCCUGAAUUGAGCGAAAGCUCAUCAGGCAGAUGCAUCGGGCAAAUUCACAGCAGGAGGAGUCGAAUCAGAUCAAGUCAGUUGUAUGGAGAGAGAGGCCAGGAAAGUUGGGUUCAGGAGAAAGCAGCACAGGUUCAGCACCUUGGAAAGCUCCAGGUUCAGCACCACGGAAAGCUCCUAGUGGGUUUGUAGUGCAAGGCAGGGAAACCUCACGACUGGGGCUGAAUGUGGCCCUCCGGGAGUUUCUGUCUGGCCCUCAAAUAGAGCUACGCCCCUCGCUGGCUGUACUUAUCAUCCAAUGAGAAAGCGCUGCAUGGACAGAGGCUUGGUGGUAUUCUCCAUCUGGGACCCACACUUGUGCCUUCAGGGCAAACGGACUCGGAUAUUUGCAUGGAAAUUCCAGGUUCUUCUCCUGCUCUGUUCCCAGCUUGGCGUCCUUGCCCAGAAGAGUGCCUUUAUUUAUGGUCUUGAUUUGCAAUCAUUCCCUAAGUAAUAGCUCACAGCGCUUGCAGAUAAAUCAAACUGAAAGCCGGUUACUGUGCAGCGUGGUAAAAUAAACAGCAGGAUUCUAACGCCGCCUUGUAUUAUCCAGAGCGCUAAAGAAUUCGGCUGGAGCUUCGGAAGGGAAGGAGGGGGAAUGGAACUAGGGGAGGCACGGAAAUCAGCAGUGGGGUGGUGGGGAAGCUCCGGGUUCAGUUUCUGAAAAGACAGUGGAGGCUGGUGCCAACUAGGACCAGUGCGGCAGGAAGGAGAGAAAGUCCAGCACAAGAUGGAGACAGGGACAGGUGGAGACAGUGCUAUGAUGGACAGAGCCCACUAAUUCUGGUUUUGCUUCCCGCCUGCUCCCUGUUGAGUUCUACAAAGGCAGUACUGACACUUAGGAGGAGGAAGAGUGGCCAGUGCCACUCGCUGGACUGCUUGUAAAUCAAGGGGCCCUACUGCUUCUGACAUUGUUAGGGAGGGACCAGGCUUUUUUUUUUUUAAAAAAAAUACUUUUUAUUGAUUUUUUCACAAGCAUAACAAACUUAAAUAAAGCAUAACAAAAUUAAAUAAAACUUAACUUUUACAAUCAACCUUUUUCAUCUUCUUAUUUACCUUGCACAGUUUUGCACCCGGACUUCCCUGCUUCGGUUUUCCCACCUUACAUCCACUAUUGCAGUUUCUUAAUUACAUUCUAUAUACAUCACUAGAUUUAUGUCAGCCCUGCCACAGUUUUUAAACUUCUGCAGUUGUUUCGUAUGUGCCCAAAAGUGGAAAUCCCAAGAGUUACCAACCCUAAUGGAGUGGCAGACGAAAUUAUUCGACUAUGUAGAAUUGGCAAAAAUAAGUUAUAAAAUUAGAGACCAAAAAGUGACAAAGUUUGAGGAAGAGUGGAGGGAGGGACCAGGAUUUGGAUGGAGAAGGUCUCGUGUCUAUUAUCAGGUGGAUCAGGUACAAAGGAUGGGAAAGACCCUUCUGGCUAAGGCCCUGGGGAACUGCCAGUAAGAUGCUAGCUGAGAGGGACAAAAAGUAUAAUGCAACCUCAUAUGGAAACAUGGAAACUGACCCUUGUGGCAAGGGCCACGUGAUAUUAGUGUUGCACUUGCUCUCUGAAACUCCCUGCCCAUUGAUAUUAAGGAAAGCGUCUUGGUGGAAUGAUUUUUCGGCACUGGCUAAAAAGCUUUUUUGUUUAGGCAAGGCUACCCAGCCGUGCAAUUACGACAUGCAAUUUUAACAAGUACAGUGGUACCUCAGGUUACAGACACUUCAGGUUACAGACUAACCCAGAAAUAGUACCUUAGGUUAAGAACUUUACCUCAGGAUAAGAUCAGAAAUCGCGUGGUGGCAGGCGAGGCGGCAGCGGGAGGCCCCAUUAGCUAAAGUGGUACCUCAGGUUAAGAACGGUUUCAGGUUAAGAACGGACCUCCGGAACGAAUUAAGUUCUUAACCUGAGUUACCACUGUAGGUUUAUUAUGUGUAUUCCUUUUUAGAACUGCUGGUUUUAUUUGUACUUUGAUAAAUUUGUAUGCCAAUUUGUUUUUAGUGUAUUAAUUUUAUGAGUUUUUAAAUGAAUGUUUUAGAUGGUUUUAUGUAAAGUGCAUGGUUGUUGUUGUUUUUUAAAAAAAAACCAAUUAAGCGAUAGAUAAAUCUAUUCAAAUAAAAAAUAAAUAAGCAGCAUAUAUUCCUGGGCCAGCUGGACACUCUGCUGGGUGGUCCAGGAGGGGACUGUGGUUUGGUUCUUGCACGCGCGGCGUCAUGUAACUUGCCCAUGACUGCAAGUGGCACUUUUGCGCAUAUUGUGGCCUCCACAUUGCCUUUUCCACAAGUGGUUAUGGGAAACUGCAGCCUCAUACCUGGUGUUGCUUGGAAAUCAAACAAAAGUCAGUGCCAUUUUGAGAUCUUCAUUCAAAAUGGCAUCAAAACAUAGACAAAAACCAUCAUGCCAAAUUUGCUUAUGAUUUGCUUAAGAGAUGUCUGGAUACAUAGAGAACAGACAGGUGAACGUCUUCUACAAAAUAUCUUGCAGAUAUGCCUCUUUCUCUCAUUAUUCUCUUAAAACAAGGGAUAGUUCAGUGGGCAAAGCCUGAGACUCUUAAUCUCGUGGGUUCGAGCCCCAUGUUGGGUGAAAGAUUCCUACAGUCCUAGAUGAUCCUCGUGUUCCAGCUCUAGUAUUCUGUGAUUCUUCGUCUCCUGUUUUGUUUUAAAUCAAAUAUAACAUUCCUAUUCUUCUUUCUUCCCAGGUCGUCAAUGUCAAAAGCUGUUCAAAACUAUGUCAAAUCCUUGAACUGGGGCCACAGGGUACAGCUGCAGGAUAAGUAAAUGCAAUUCUUCUUUCUCACACGGUCAAACGGUUUUUACUUAAUAAGUAUCAACCAUUGUGUUACCAAUAGACGUAAUUAGGUCAGGACGUGCACCAGAUCCAGCUGAAUCCCAGAUCAAGGCAAUUUGGAUCUACCGAGGAAUCGGCUGGAUCAGGUUGAGGAUCGUGCUACAAAUAGGGUAGCAUUGAAGCUACUGUUUUCUUUUUUCAUUAUAAUAGGAAAGUGAAAUACCUAAACUUGAAAGGGAGUUUUGUGGAUCCACACACAAUUCGUGGGCUGAUGAAAGGCAAAGAGGUAAGUUGCUUGGCUAUAUUUCCUUUGUUUUUAAAUAAAAUGAAAAUAAAAUAAAAUGUAGUUUUAAUAGUUUUGCAAAUACAGUAAAGGAUCCUUUUGAAUAGUGUACACAUGCUCGGGCUUGAUGGCAGCUCUUUCCUUUAAACUCUCCUUUCUGAUUUAUUUUCAUUUUUUAUCCCCAGACAUUGCUCACAGCAGAAAACAUAGUCCUUGCCACGGGGGGAAGGCCUAAAUAUCCCACAAACGUAAGUUUUUUUGCAUUAAUCUAACCCUGGCUGGUGUCAACCAUGGUUAGCGGCGGUACAGCUGUCAAACCACAGUGAAGGGAGCGGGAGAUUUGCAACAAGGAGGGGAGAGAAAGCGAUCACACCUAUACCCAGCCAUGGAUCCUGAUUUGCAAGCUACGGCAGUGGUGGUAAACACUCUCAGCCCAAGGGCCACGUGGUCUUCUGGGCAACCUUGUGAGGGCCACAUUCCGGUGGUAAAGGUAAAGGGACCACUGACCAUUAGGUCCAGUCGUGACCGACUCUGGGGUUGCUGCGCUCAUCUCGCUUUAUUGACCGAGGGAGCCGGCGUACAGCUUCCAGGUCAUGUGGCCAGCAUGACAAAGCCACUUCUGGCGAGCCAGAGCAGCACACGGAAAUGCCGUUUACCUUCCCGCUGGAGUGGUACCUAUUUAUCUACUUGCACUUGGCGUGCUUUCAAACUGCUAGGUUGGCAGGAGCUGGGACCGAGCAACAGGAGCUCACCCCGUUGCGGGGAUUCGAGCCGCCGACCUUCUGAUCAUCAAGCCCUAGGCUCUGUGGUUUAACCCUCAGCGCCACCCACGUCCCUACAUUCCGGUGAUAGGCAGGGGCAAAUUAUGGCAGUGUGCCUCUCGGCACCAGUUUCCAGGAAUCGGGGAUGGAAAACACCCAGGAGCUGCUGAAGAGAUUCCUUUAGGCAUUUGUUUGGCCACUGUAAGAGCAGGACAUUGGGCUAGAUGGGCCUUUGGCCUGAUGCGGCAGGUUUGCUCUUGUCUGCUUAUGAUGGUUUCACCUUUCUUUUGUUCUUUCUCCUAGAUCGCAGGAGCACGGGAGUAUGGGAUUACGAGUGACGAUCUCUUCUGGCUGAAAAGGUCUCCUGGGAAAACGUAAGUGUCGCAGAUCGAGGUCUCCCACGUGAGCGAUAACAUUUAUUCCCCAGAGCAUGGGACGUUUGCGGUGGUUUCUUGCCUUGAAUAUCCCAGGGGCAAGAAGGAACGUACAGUGGUACCUUGGUUCUCAAACUUAAUCUCUUCCGGGAGUCUGGUAGACUUCCGAAACUGUUCGAAAACCAAGGCGCGGCUUCUGAUUGGCUGCAGGAGCUUCCUGGACUCAAGCAGAAGUUGUUCGGCUUCCGAAAAAGUCUGCAAACCGGAACACUUACUUCCGGGUUUGUGGCAUUUGUUCGUCAACUAAGCCAUUCAAGAACCAAGGUACCACUGUACAGUGGACCCUCUAGUUACGUACCGCUCUGGAUAUGUAACUUUCGGGUUACAAACACGGCAAACCUGGAAGUGUAUACUUCUGGGUUUCGUUGCAUGCGCAGAUGCGCUCUGUGUGCCGUGCGCAUGCGCAGAAGCGGUGCCUCUGCCUAUGGACUUUUCGGGUUGUGGACACCUCCGGAAUCAAUUUAAUUUGUAUCCGGAGGGUCCACUGUAUAACGUUUUGCUGGCUCAGUCUGCUGGGGCACUUGCUUGUCUAUGUCAGGAUAUUAGUAAGGGGAUAGAUUCAGAAAAAGUGUGCGAGAAAACUCCAUUUCCUUCCUCAUCAGCAAAGCUUAAAGAUAAUUCUUUUAGAUUGGUUCAUGUGUGAUAUCUGACUCUGAGAUGAAUAUUUCAGUGCCACCCCAAAUUUUGGGAGGAUGGGAGACUAGGUCCAUGUUGCCAUAUGCAGUGGACAUACGUGGUAGACAGUGAUUGAAGAGUUUUAGAAGAAGUGCCAAUAAAGAUGCUUUAUCAGAGUUUAUCAGUUUCCUUUUCUGUUAGGGCGGAAGCCCAAAAUUGGAAACCGGUAACAGCUAAUUUGACGGAGGAGCGGUAUUUUCAGGGUGGUAGCUGUAGCUAUUAAUGGGAAAACCUGUUAGUUGAGAGAACGUCAACAUCCAAGGAGAAUAUAUAUAGAGAGAGAGAAAAAGAGAGAGAGAGAGAGUGAAAUGGUUCUGUUUUAUUAAAUACGUUUUGGUCAAAUGGCAUGAUUGAGUGAACCAGUGUGCUACAACAGUUAAGGGUGUCAGGCUAGGAUUUGGGAGACCAGAGUUCAAAUCCUCCCACUCUGACAUGAAGCUCAUUGGGUGACCUUGAGCCAGGCACGGCCUCUCAGGCUAACUUACCUCACAGGGCUGUUAUGGGGAUAAAAUGGGGAGGGGAGAACCACGUACACGACCUUGAGCUCCUGGGAGAGAAAAAAGGUGGGAUAUUGAUGCAGUAGUUAAACUCAGAACGUGAGUUAACAGAGGCCAUAUAAGAACGGUGACUUCUAGACUGUAAAGCCCCACUGUAGAUUUCAAUCAGUGUUGAUGGUGUGCAAUAAGCAGAAGGGACGACGAUAAAUAUCUUAAGCGAGUCAUACAUUCCCCGUUUUCUUGAUUUCUCUUUUGCUGGUCGCUUGCCACAAGAGGGCAGCAAGUGCUUUAAGAUGCAGACACGAUCACCUAUUUUGGUUUAUGUAAUUCUAGAGUCUCUUCUCCAUGCAUCUGUUGUGUCUUCUAUCGGAGUUGGCGGCAGAGGAGGAGGGGAAGAAUACAAUUUGCUUUGUUGCGAACAUUGAUAACCUGGCAGAGUUCAAAGGGCUUGAAAACCGCUGAAAUUUGAAGCGCAGGGUGGUGGUGGUAGAAGGAAUUAUCGUUAUCAGUGCUUUUUUCCUGGGGGGACCCCUAAACAUUUUGUGAAUCUUUGUACAGUCGUACCCUGGUUUUCGAACAGCCUAGUUCUCGAACGUUUUGGCUCCUGAACAAUCAAAACCCGGAAGUGAGUGUUCUGGUUUUCGAACGUUCUUUCGGAAGCCGAACGUCUGACAUGGCUUCCGAUUGGCUUCCUGCAGCCAAUCGGAAGCCGUGCUUUGGUUUUUGAACGUUUUGAAAGUUGAACAGACUUCUGGAACGGAUUCCGUUCGACUUCCGAGGUACGACUGUACUUUUAUCCAUUUGCUGUAUUUAUUUUCCCCGAUUUGAACUAUUUUGUUGUUGUUGUUGCUUAGUCGUUUAGUCGUGUCCGACUCUUCAUGACCAGAGCAUGCAAGGCACUCCUGUCUUCCACUGCCUCCCGCAGUUUAGUCAAACUCAUGCUGGUAGCUUCGGGAACACCAUCCAACCAUCUCGUCCUCUGUCGUCCCCUUCUCCUUGUGCCCUCCAUCUUUCCCAACAUCAGGGCCUUUUCCAGGGAGUCUUCUCUUCUCGUGAGGUGGCCAAAGUAUUGGAGCCUCAGCUUCAGGAUCUGUCCUUCCAGUGAGAGCUCAGGGCUGAUUUCCUUCAGAAUGGAUAGGUUUGAUCUUCUUGCAGUCCAUGGGACUCUCAAGAGUCUCCUCCAGCACCAUAAUUCAAAAGCAUCAAUUCUUUGGCGAUCAGCCUUCUUUAUGGUCUUUAUGAUUUGAACUAUAAAAUGGUGAUUUUCUUGAGUCAAAAUGAGAGUACCCCUAAACAUUUUUUUGGGGGGGGAAGCACUGAUCCUUAUCCUAGAAUUGUAGAGUUGGAAAGGGACCCUGAAGACCAUCUAGAGUUCAGCCUUGUGCAAUGCAAGAACCGGCAGCUGUCCCAUAUGGGGAUCAAACCUGCAACCUUUGCAUGACCAUUACCAUGCUGUAACCAACUGAGCUAUCCAGUUGGUUGGAUUCAGUUGAUUUCACCAGUGGCUGAUCAGACCUUAUUCUUUAUUCCAUUUUUAUCGUGCCUUUUCCUCCCGUGAGCUCAAGGUGGUAAACAUGGUUCUCUUUCUCCUUACUUAACUCCCACAACAGCCCUGCUGUGCUCAGUCAGUGAGCCAGCGUGGUGUAGUGGUUAAGAGCAGUGGACUCGUAAUCUGGUGAACCGGGUUCGCUUCCCCGCUCCUCCACAUGCAGCUGCUGGGUGACCUUGGGCUGGUCACACUUCUCUGAAGUCUCUCAGCCUCACUCACCUCACCUGUUUGUUGUGAGGGAGGAAGGGAAAGGAGAUUGUUAGCCACUUUGAGACUCCUUAGGGUAGUGAUAAAGUGGGAUAUCAAAUCCAAACUCCUCAGUCACCUUUACUGGUUUCCAGUUGCUGUUAGUAUACAAAGCCCUCAAUAAGUUGGGACUCGAGAUAAGUUGCUCGCGAGAUUGUCUUACUCCAUAUAUCCCUACUUGACCGCUUCCAUCUGUGGAAUUGGCACUGUUACAAGUGCCAUGCCAAUACCUGUUCUAUAUUUGUUAGAAAACCUACCUUUCAGGGUGGCAGCACCUUGACUUUGGAACUCCUUCCUCUUGACAUCAGGCAGGUGCCUUUGCUGUGCUCUUUUUGGUGUCUGCAAAAAACAUUUCGGACAAGCCUCCCCAAAUAUGCAGAAUGCUGCUGUGUGUUUUAAUCUUUGUUUGUUUGUUUGUUUAUCACUGGUUUUGUUUUUGUUCUUUAAUUAAAUACAGUGGUGCCCCGCAAGACGAAUGCCUCGCAAGACGAAAAACUCGCUAGUCGAAAGGGUUUUGCGUUUUUUGAGUCGUUCCGCAAGACGAAUUUCCCUAUGGGCUUGCUUCGCAAGACGAAACGUCUUGCGAGUUCUUGCGAGUUUGUUUCCUUUUCUUAAAGCCGCUAAGCCGUUAAUAGCCGCUAAGCCGCUAAUAGCCGUGCUUCGCAAGAUGAAAAAACCGCAAGAGGAAGAGACUCGCGGAACGGAUUAAUUUCGUCUUGCGAGGCACCACUGUAGUUGUUUUUAACUGUUUUUACUGAUCAUUUUAUUCUUUUUUUGUAAACCCCUUUUAGGUUUUUGGGGGUUGCCGUUUUUACAAUCAGUGAGCAUGUAAAUUUUACCCCCCCCCAAAAAAAAAUAUGAAAAGAAGGGACAUAGGCUAGCAGAGAUCCAUUGAUUUCGAUGGGUCUACUCAAAGUUGAACGUAAUUGGAUGCCACCUUUUUGCAUUGGUUCUGUUCAUCCUCGCCCAGGUAAACAGGGUGGUGGCCUUUUGAUAGUGCUGAAAGCGAGAUAAACUGAACCUGCAGUUGCUUGCAGUAUAUCAGUCACCUCUUGGAUUUUGGGAGCGUGAUUUAUGUGAGGAAAUUGUGUGUGUGUGUGUGUGUGUUUUAAAAAAAGAAGAAGCCAAAAAAAGCUAAACACGAGAUUUAUCCCUGUGAGAUAUUUCUCUGUAAAUGUGGCUUUUGUCCAGUGCAAGUUGUAACAGUGUAAUGCGGGAGUCCUGUGUUUAUACGUUGCAUUCCUAAGCUUUAGUCAAAAUAAGCCUUGAGGCCUACAGUAGCACUUCUGUACUUUAUCAGACUGUGUUACGGCAGAUGGAGAGCGAGAGCUAGUGCAUUCAGCAACAAUUUGUUUCUGUCAAACGAAUUUCCCGUAGAAAUGUUCCCAUGAUUCAGUUUAAUGCCUUGACAUUUGAAAACAAUAAUAAUCUCCCAACUUUGCUUUGCAUCUAUGUGCUCUGCCUCUGUUUUACCUCUGUGUGUGUGUGUGUGUGUGUGUGUGUGUGUGUGUAUAUAUAUAUAUAUAUAUAUAUAUAUAUAUAUAUAUAUAUAUACUAUAUAUGAGCUACACAGUCAGCAGCACAGGGGGGCCUUUGCCAAGCUGCCGCCUUCGAAUUUGUUUUUGUUGUUAUUUAAUAUAUUUAUAUACUCCCUUUCUCCCAAGUGGGGGUUCAAGGCAGCUUACAACAUCUAAAAAGAACAUUGUAAAAUACAGAGUGAUAAAAACAAACAAGUUAGUUUAGAGCACGAGACUCUUAAUCCCAAAGCUGUGGGUUCAAGCCCCAUGUUGGGCAAAAAGUUUCCUGCAUUUAAUUUUAAUAAUAAUAAUAAUAAUAAUUUGGAGUCCAGCGUACAGUUCUGGCCACCUUGCCUCAAAAGGGAUAUUGCAGAGUUGGAAGCGGGUGGCGCUGUGGGUUAAACCACAGAGCCUAGGACUUGCCGAUCAGAAGGUCUGCGGUUCGAAUCCCCGCGACGGGGUGAGCUCCUGUUGCUCAGUCCCUGCUCCUGCCAACCUAGCAGCUCAAAAGCAUGCCAGUGCAAGUAGAUAAAUAGGUACCGCUCCGGCGGGAAGGUAAACGGCGUUUCCGUGCGCUGCUCUAGUUCGCCAGAAGCGGCUUAGUCAUGCUGGCCACAUGACCCGGAAGCUGAACGCCGGCUCCCUCGGCCAAUAAAGCGAGAUGAGCGCCGCAACCCCAGAGUCGUCCACGACUGGACCUAAUGGUCAGGGGUCCCUUUACCUUUUAGAGUUGGAAGAGGUUCAGAAAAGGGCAGCCAAAAUGACCUGUGAGGAAGGGUAGCAUCAUUUGGGACUUUUUCAUUUAGAGAAAAAGUGAGUACCGUACUUUUCCGUGUAUAAGACUAGGUUUUUUUCUUUAAAAAUUAUGCUAAAAAGUUGGGGUCAUCUUAUACAUGGAUAGUGCAUAGGGUGGCCGUUUGUCAGUGGCUAUUGGGCGUGUUAUUGUUUGUUGCAUCCAGGGCUGGUGUUGAUUGGCUGACGCUGCAGCAUUUGGGCAGGCGAUUGGCAGCUUCUGCCGGCGAGCGGACAGACGAGAGGCAGAUUUUUUGCCGCGUGCGAAAAAAUUUCAGCAAUCCCCCCUAAAAAAAGCUCAAGAACCCUGUCCCCCCCCCCCCGUUUUCUUAAUUUUGAGUCCCCCAAAAUAGGGGGCGUCUUAUACAUGGGGUGUGUCUUAUACACGGAAAAAUACGGUAACAGGCGGCAAGAUAGAAUUUUGUAAAAUUAGUCAUGGUGCUCAGAAAGUGGGCAAAGAAAAUGUUCAUCUCCCUCACGCCUAACACUAGAACAAGUGGAACCGCUGGAGGAUUCAGGGAAGGGAAAAGGAACGACUUCUUCACAAAGCGCAUUGUUAAACUGCAGAACUCACUCCCACAAGAGGCAGUCCCAACUGGGAUGGCUUUAAAAAGAGGAUUAGACAAAUUCAUGAGGGGAAAGGCUACCAGUGACAACUACUGCUGCUAUUACUAUUAUUUAUUAAAGUUCUAUACCACCCCUUAUCUCAAGAUCACAGGGCAAUUUGCAAUACGAAAACAUAAAAAUGCAUAUUAUAACAACAAACAAAAACAGCAGCAACACCCCAACACAGUUUAAAAGGCUAUUGAUGGUUUAAUGAGCCAAAGGCCUGGUAGAAGAGGAAUGUUUCUGCCUGGCGCCUAAAGAUUGUGUGACAAAGGCUAUGCCCUGCGUCUAUGCCCAGCAGUGCGUCUGAAUACUGCAGGGGGUGGAAAGGGCUCUUGUGCCCAAAUCCUGCUUGCAUCUGGUUGGCUGCUGUGAGAACAGGAUGCUGGACUAGGUGGGCCAUUGGCCUGAUCCAGCAGGCUCUCUUUACAUGGAUAGAAAUUCCCACGUGCAAACAGGCACACCCUUAACAUUAAGUAGCGUUUGACGUUCGUGACUUGCGAGAGAACAGAAAAAGCGUCACGCUUCUUUGUUUUGAUUCGUUGACUGCCACCCCUGCUUGCGCCACUCACGAACCCUGCCUGCCCCUUUGCCAACCGCCCUUCCUGCACAGCUGACCAACCCCCUUCCUUUUACACCUCACAGACCCGCCCCUCGCAUGCCUCUUGGCUGUCACACAAACUGAAGCGUGACGACAGCCUUACGUUUUUAUGUAUAUAGGAAGAUAUGCUCUUAUAACAGGGGGGAAGAAACAUCAGCAGCAGAUGCUAACAGUAAAAGCAUUCUGUAGAUCCCGAUUUAAGAAUACAAAUGAACGUAGGCAAUCCGAACGUCCCAUUAGGUAUCCAAGAUUGGAUUUAGCUUUGCAUUCCGAUGUAGGAGGGACAGUGAGAACUUUCGCUCAAUGAAUCACAGAUGGUGGGUGUUUCUCCUCCCACCCUUCCUGGACCUUUACAACCACAAGGGCUCCCAGGAUCCCACUUUUCUUUCUCAUCUGUUAGCCCCUCACCCCCAGGAAUACCAUUUUAAGAGCGCCUGAACAUCCGCAAAGUGUCACGCUCUUGUCUGUCUCCAUUGUGGAAGCCAAAUCUCAGGUCUGACCCUCCUGAGCCCCAUCUAUUCUCAGAAGCCGAAUCGUGGUUUACGAAAGCCGGACAAUUGCAAGCCCGCCCUGUCUGUGCGGGAGCCGUAAGAUAAUAUCUCUAGGCGCAUUCCUGUCACUCCACCCCUCGUGGCGCGGCGGAGGGUGGGUGAUUCUCGUCGGGGCACCCACAGUAUUAUUUGAAGAGCCUGCCUUUUUUUGUUUCUUUCUGAGGUGGAAUUAUAUUAUUAGUACCUCUUGGGGAUUAGCUUUGACAUGGCUAUUAUCUGAUCUAGCGUUGCCUUAUCCUUUUGAAAGGGCCAAUGCGCAGGGCCACCCACACGUUAGUUUGCCUUGCUGAGGAGUUGCUGUCUUAAUGUACAAUAUUUGCACAUUCUUUCCAUCUCUACCUCUCUCCCCGAGUUAAAAUCUGCCUGCAGAUUAUCCCCAUUAAUUUCCCCCUCCUCCUCCCUUUAAGUUUUUCUCUUUCCUGCCGUCGGGCAGCCUUUUCGCAAACAGCUCAGUUUUUCAUAAGGAGCCCCUCCCACAUCACAACCAAAAAUCACUGUCUUCCCCUCCAUCAGUUUUUUUUUAAAUGGUUUUGUAGUGAAAGGGUUUGGAUUUUUUUCUGUUAUGAAGUGUGGGGAAACCUGGCCGGCAAACUGUUUUAUUUCCACUUUGAUUGAGGGGGCAGAAAGGAUUCUUGGGUAAAACAUCAACCUUCGUCUGAUUGGCCAGUUGGAUGAGUUGGUUAAGAAGGAACAUAGAAGAAAGAUAGGAAGCUGCGUUAUAUCGAGUCAGACCAUUGUAAGAGACCAAAUGUGCCUGGUAUCACGUUAUGCACACACAUACAGUGGUACCUUGGGUUAAGAACUUAAUUCGUUCCGGAGGUCCAUUCUUAACCUGAAACUGUUCUUAACCUGAGUUACCACUUUAGCUAAUGGGGCCUCCUGCUGCUGCCGUGCCGCGAUUUCUGUUCUCAUGCUGAAGCAAAGUUCUUAACCCGAGGUACUAUUUCUGGGUUCGUGGAAUCUGUGACCUGAAGCAUCUGUAACCUGAAGCACCUGUAACCCGAGGUACCACUGUAUUGAAAAGGAACAAAAAACUGCCUCCACCCUAUCCUGCUUUCUGCCCUGGCCAGUCCAAACUGACAUGGCUUGCAAUGUGUUGGAGUACAUCUGCCAAUCCGCUCCUGCCCAGAAUUGCUCUGCCCUCCCUGUGGAAAUCUGAUACAGUUUGACAGUGUAGUUCUCUAUCUCUGUCCUUGGACCAAGUCCCAUUAAGUUCCGUGGCCCUUUCAUCCCAGUUCAGUGUCUGUAAUGUUGCACCCAUGAUUGUCUAAUGGUUUUAAUAAUCAACUUAGGUAAAGGUAAAGGGACCCCUGACCAUUAGGUCUAGUCGUGACUGACUCUGGGGUUGCGGCGCUCAUCUUGCAUUAUUGGCUGAGGGAGCCGGCGUACAGCUUCCGGGUCAUGUGGCCAGCAUGACUAAGCCGCUUCUGGCGAACCAGAGCAGCACAUGGAAACGGCGUUUACCUUCCCGCCGGAGCGGUACCUAUUUAUCUACUUGCACUUUGACAUGCUUUCGAACUGCUAGGUUGGCAGGAGCAGGGACCGAGCAACGGGAGCUCACCCCAUUGCAGGGAUUCGAACCGCCAACCUUCUGAUUGGCAAGUCCAAGGCUCUGUGGUUUAACCCACAGCGCCACCCGCGUCCCACAAAUAAUCAACUUAAGACUCCUUUAAUUGUCUGCAAGCUAAACAAGCUAUAGCUUAGGGCCCCACUCUCUUGGGGGCCCCAAAAAAUUUUAAAGGAAAAAAACAACUGGAUGUACAUUUCCAAAAUAUAAGAUAAAAAACAAAUACAAUAAAACCUACAUACAGCAAAAGUGUUUUGUGUUGUGUUGGCUCCUAUGAUAUAAGCAGUGGGCCCCGCCUGCUAGCCAGCUCCCUAAAAUAUCACUGGUUUGCUAAUUUCUAUAUAUAGGGUGCCUACAUUCUGCAUAGACUUUGCAUUCUGCAUGGACGUUUCAACAAUUACUUUGAUAAAAUACAUAUUUUGUUAUGUGCAAAUGGCUUUAGAUACCUAUUAGGUCCAUAAAUUACCAUAUAGCAUAUAUUCAACACAAAAAACAGCGGCAAUUUGUUGUUGACAAAGGACAGCUGGACAUAUAAGGGGCCCCAUUACCUUCAGCAGCUUAGGGCCUCGUCAUACCUUAAUCCGGCCCUGAUCGGGUGACAUCUUAGCAAGGGUUAAUGUACAGGUAGAUCUUAACCCUUGUCUCACACAGAAGGAAGUGGACCCUCCCAAUGCUCACCUGGGCGUUUGCUUUCUGGGAUUUCUUUUGAACCCACGUUGCUGAGAAAUCUCGUCUGAAUCACUUUCUCACAUAGAACGUCAGUGCUGUUGAUGGCCUAUUGCAAAAUACAACAACAGAAAUCUUCGCCAGUCUGAAGGGGCUGUAGGCGUGCUUAGGAUUGCAGCCUGGCUGUGCCUAUCUGUGCAUAUUUACUCAGAAGCUAGUCCCACUGUGUUCCAUGCAGCUUACUUCUCACGAAGUGCUUUUUUGGGUUUGCAGCCUCAACGUUUUUCAAUCACUGGAGGUGCCUUGGGAGCGUCAUGUAAUUUCUAGCUGUUUUAACUUUUCAAAAUGGGCACUCCAGUUAAGCUCUGUGUAUAUUUUGUUUUUGAAAAGCUGUUUUUUCUCUAUCCCUGUCCACCUGUGAAACCUGACACAUGUCAAGGACCGCGUCUUUCUGUGCAAUUUACCUGUUAUCGUGCCGCACUGUGCUCCAGAAAAUAAUUUGUUUUGUCUACAGCAAUAUUCCCCAUCUCAUUCCUCUUCUCUUUUCUUCCCCCGCUUCGCAUUGAACAGGUUGGUUGUCGGAGCCAGCUGUAUCUUUUGUAAACGCUGUAACAAUUUAUUAUAUCACGUGACCGAUUUACAUUUCCUGUGAAGGUUCAAUAGUCUCAAGUGUUGAAAUCCAUGGUUAAAACAAAUCCAUGGUUUAAUUGUCAUGGGGGGCCCUUAGCAGCCAGCAACCAUGGUCUGGUUAACCACUUUUAUCUUAUUCACUGAGUUUGUUCCAUGGCAGAUCACCACACCUUUACAACAUUUGUGCUACUAACUCUCAAACUUUGGAGUUGUUGAACUAUAGACAACAAAUUAGGUCUACUAGACCCAACAUUUUAAAUCCAUGGAGGCUAAAGUUUUUCCUGGGGCUCCUCCAGGAUUAGGGACACUGAAACAUAAUGUUCAUUACUUUCAUAGCCCCAGUCCCCAUCAGCUGUUGGGUGGUGAGUUCAACCCUGAUGAGUUAACUGUGCAACUGAGACUAGUGACUGGGAGUGGACACUGGGAUCAUAUAACCCUGGUCCUAAAGGAUCUACACUGGCUUCCAAUAUGUUUUCAAGCACAAUUCAAAGUGUUGGUGCUGACUUUUAAAGCCCUAAAUGGCCUUGGUCCUGUAUACCUGAAGGAGUGUCUCCACCCCAUCGUUCAGCCCGUACACUGAGGUCCAGCUCCAAGGGCCUUCAGGAGGUUCCCUCACUGCAAGAAGUGAGGUUUCAGGGAACCAGGCAGAGGGCCUUCUCGGUAGUGGCAUCCUCCCUGUGGAACGCCCUCCCACCAGAUGUCAAGGAAAUAAACAACUAUCAGACUUUUAGAAGACAUCUGAAGGCAGCCCUGUUCAGGGAAGUUUUUAGUGUUUGAUGUUUUAUUAUGUGUUGGAAGCUGCCCAGAGUGUCUGGGGAAACCCAGCCAGAUGGGCAAGGUAUAAAUAAUAAAAUUAUUAUUAUGAGUACAUACACCACGGCCACCUCUGCUCCACAGAAAGAAGCCUCGCCAGCCCUGUGCUUUGCCUGGCCCUUUGCCCUGCGGUUCUCAGACACCCAGCAACCAGCUGGAUGAUAGGUGCUUGAGAAGCAUCGCACUGGGUUGGACCAAAGGACAAAACAUGGCUGCCUUACGUCUUGCUGUUGCAGUUCUUGUCCAUUUGCCCUCUCAAAAUACUUGAGCUGUUUUCCUUGAGCCGCAACCCUCCAGAUGUUUCCCUCGAAUGUGCUGGCUUUCUCACUGGCCUCGGACUGAACGCAACAGUUAUGAUGAGGAGCAUCCCACUCCGAGGAUUUGACCAGGUAAGUUGUUUGCUGUUUUUUGGGCACCCUACUCUGGCUUCUCGGUUUUACUGGCAGGUGGUUCCCAAGCUCCUUCACUACUUUCUGCCCAAGUCUACACGGUGUGGGGCUUAGUUGUCAGAUAUCAGAAGAUGUCUCCUGCUCACAGUUCAUCAGGUAAAGGUAAAAAGGUCAAGGACCCCUGGAUGGUUAAGUCCAGUCAAAGGCGACUAUGGGGUUGCGGCGCUCAUCUCGCUUUCAGGCCGAGGGAACCGGCGUUUGUCCACAGACAGCUUUCCAGGUCAUGUGGCCAGCAUGAUUAAACUGCUUCUGGUGCAACGGAAUACAGUGACGGAAGCCAGAGUGCAUGAAAAUGCCGUUUACUUUCCUGCCGCAGCGGUACCUAUUUAUCUACUUGCACUGGUGUUCUUUCAAACUGCUAGGGUGGCAGGAGCUGGGACCGAGCAACAGGGGCUCACUCUGUUACGGGGAUUCGAACCGCCAACCUUCCAGUUGGCAAGCCCAAGAGGCUCUGUGGUUUAGACCACAGCGCCACCCGUGUCCCUAUUCACGGUUCAUCAAGCCCAGUGCUGUCACUCCGGACAGAUCACCAUCCUUAGGCAGCAAUCUUUCUCAAGGGCCCCCAGCAGACUCCCCACCCCUGAGCUCUUAAGAGCGUUAGGCGAGCCUUGCUGGGUGAAACCAAAGCCCACCUAGUCCAGCAUCCUGUUCUCACAGUGGCCAACCAGAUGUUCACAGGGAGCCUACAAGAAGGACCUGAACACAAGAGUGCUCUCCCCAGUUGUGAUUCUCACCAACUAGCAUUCAGAGGCAUGCUAUUUCCAAUGGUGGAGAUAAAACAUAGCUGCAGGACCUUUUUUUAAAAAAAGAAACUGGCUAUGCCAGACAUUAGACCUGAGACUUUUUGCCUGAAAACAAGGGUGAUGAACCUCUUUUUUCUAUGAAGGGCCAUUGACCCAUGCGAUAAAAUCAAUGCAGGAUUGCAACCAGCAGAGCCAAAAUCUAAACUGGGCAGAGUUUACAACAUUUCAGGAUUGUAUAGCUCUUCCCCUUCGCAUUUCCCAUCUCAUCCUUCCUUUUUUGUGCAACCCCAUCCAUCUUUCUCUCUCUCCCCUGCCCUUCUACAUUUGUGCCAUCCCAUCUUCAAGGACCACAAAAGUUGGGCAGGGGCCAUAUGCAACCCACAGUCCACAGUUUUCCCCACUAGGUCUGGGCGGUGUGUCAAUACAUCACCCAGGACUGCUUUGAGGGCCAGAGAGCGAUGGCUCCCAGAGCUAUAUUGCAGGUGAGACUUACCUAUGCCUUACCACCUCCCGCCGAGUGCUGGCAGUGGAGGGAGCUGCGGCGGUUUCACCCAGGCGGCUCGCGGGGCCAAUGGCCAAUGGCCUUCCUUUUCAACAUUGCCAUGUAUCACUAUAUUGUGAUGUUUAGCUGGUGAUACAUCGCUAUGCUGGAAAUCUGGUAUCGCCCAGCUCACUGAAAAAGCUCGGGCUUUAAUUCUGGAUUUGCUUGGUCUUUUCUGCUUUAGGGAAGUAGUGUUGAGUUGACUCAUGCCUCCUCAUUAAUUACCAUAUUUUUCGCUCCAUAAGACGCACUUUUUCCCUCCUAAAAAGUAAGGGGAAAUGUGUGUGCGUCUUAUGGAGCGAAUGCGGGUGGGAGGCUCUGCUCAGCACUUCCUUUAAAGAGCCGCGCGGAGCAUGUAUGCGGCUCUUGGGGGCUUUUCCACGAGGCGGGAGAAGGGACUGACGGGCUGACCUCUGUCCCUUCCCACACCUCCUGGAAAAGCCAGCAAGAGCCACUACCAGGCUCUGCUCCGCGCUCCCUUGUAAGGGUUCCUUUUCGUCCCUCAUCCUGCUUUGCUGGGAAGCCAGCAGAAGAGGUGCUGCGCAGCUAUCGCUCUUGCUCUGCUGGCUUCUCAGCGAAGCGGGAGGUGGGACGGAAGGGUUUAAAGCAAGAAAAGCGAGAGCCCCUUACAUGCUCUGCGCAGAAUAUUUUUUUUCUUGCUUUCCCCCUCUAAAAGCUAGCUGCGUCUUUUGGUCAGGUGCGUCUUAUGGAGCGAAAAAUAUGGUAGUUGAUCAGGAUUAGAUCCCUCUUUGGAAAGGAUAAAGGGUAGGGCUGCUGGAACUAGGCUGUGUUUCAGAUUGAGGUGGGGGGUCGGGUUCCUGCUGAGACGAAAUAGGUGUGGGGGCUCAAGUUGGCACAGGCUGAAAGGGAAACACAGGAGUGUCAAGUUUCAGAAGAGAACAAACAUCUUGCCCCCCACGUUUUUGGCCAGUUGCAACUGAGAGCAUGAGUGUAAAAUGUAUUUUUUAAAUUUAUUUUUAAAAAGCCAAACACCAGCACUUAAAUUCUCCUGUGUGGGCGUUUUGUGAUAUUUCCUUUACACGACUACCAGACUCAUCCUUUGACGGAUGACAGUUUUGACUUAUCGCCAUCAACAGCUGUGGCAUCUUUUUUGAACAAAGUUGUCAGUAGGAGCGCUUAGAGCCUGACAGCAGCAUGGCAUUGGUUCAAACAUUUGGAGAUGUCUUCUGCAAAGGCAUCUUUUCCAUCUGUAAAACGAGCCCUCCAGGAUACCUUAACGACUCGUCUAUAUUGACAAGGCAUCUGACAGGUGCCGUGGGGAGGGGGUAAAACCCUUUGUGUUCUCGGGGCUAGGUAUGAAGUACGGGGUUCAAACAACCUGUUUCCUUUGGGUGCGCAGGCACAGUUUGGGCACCGGGAACCAGCUUUCUGCUAAUCCCUCGUCUACACUGGGUUUUGGGGACAAACUCAACUCACUUCCUAUUUAAAAGUGAAGCUUCCAGAUUUGCACACUCCAGAACAAUUCGUGAAUCGAAACGCUUCCAUCUUUUGAAAUUCACACUUCUCUGAAUUUUGCAGUACACUUCUCCAGCCUUGCAAUGUGCGCAUUAUAUUGGGAUAACUUGUGCAUAGAUAUGCAUAUGUUUAUGAAGGUAACGUGCAAAAAUGCACUACGUCGGGAGAAAUUGCCUUACGAAAAUGUAUAUUGGGAGAAAAUUGCACUGGAAUCACAUUUGUGGAAUGCUUUUCCCCCAGGAAGACUCGCCUGGUGUCUUUGUUGUAUAUCUUUAGGCACUAGCCAAAAAUGUUUCUUUUUCACCAGGCCUUUGGCUGAUUAACAUUUUAUGUCCUUUUAAAUAUGCUUGUGGGAAGGGGGUUAUUGGUUUGUUGUUACUUUUGUUCUUGUUUUUAUUGUGUAUUUUGUGUUCUUGUUUUGUAUUUUUAUUUUGUGAACCGCUCUGUGAUCUUCAGAUUAAGGGUGGUAUACGAAUUUUAAUAAUAAUAAUAAUAAUAAUAAUAAUAAUAAUUUGCUGGUGAAUUUUCAUGAGGGAUUUAGAAAAAGCAAAUUGAUAACUAAAUUUAAGAUUGGGGAAAUGAGAAACUGAGAGAAACCAAAAUUGACAGAUUUAGCCAUUCCCACUGCCAGCCAAUAGGACUAUUAAUUUUUGUUGUGAGGCAGUAGUUGCUUAUUAUAUACCACAGGAAUGGAAACCGCUUUUCUGACUGAGGACCACAUUGCCUUCUGGCAACGUCCUUCAGGCCACAUGCCUUGUAGUAAGUAAAUGAUAUAUAAAAGUAAAAAUAAAAAAUGCAGUUUGUUUGUUCAUUUUUCUCAUCACCUUUGUAGCAAAUGGCUACUCUUGUGGCAGAUCACAUGGAAGGCCACGGGACGAGAUUCCUGAAGAAAUGUAGCCCAACGAAAGUGAAGAAGGCGGAGAACGGCCGGCUGCGCGUGACGUGGAAAUACCUCGAUUCUGGCAAAGAAAAGUCGGAUGAAUUUGACACGGUGAUGUGGGCAGUAGGUAAAAAGAAACGGUGUUUUGAAAUACCUCUGGCACUCCUUUUCCUUUUGUUCCCUCUCAUGGUUUUUUUUUUAAAAAAAUGCAGCACAGGAAAUUUUGGCGGAAGGGAAGCACAUGGGAAGAGAUAGGCAUGCAAGAGUGAUCGCAAAUACCUCUCAGUUCCGAACAAUGUUCUAUAUACGGAGGGUUGCAUCCAAUCUUCUCUGUUUGCUAGCACAAGGGUGAGAUUUACUAUUGUGUUGCAGAGGAACCCAAUGCAAAAAUUGCCCUAGCAGAAAUUGUGCUAUCUGUCACGCAAGGCAGGGCAACCUUCCACAUGCUCUGGCACUGAGCUAUAGCCCUUCCUCUACUAAGAAGCUGCCUUCUUUUUGAGUUAGAUGAUUGGAUCACCCAAUUGUUAACCUCAACUAGCAGUAGCUCUCUGAGAUUUCAGGCAGGGAGCCAUUCCCAAGCCUUCCCUGGCAAUUCCGGAGACUGAAGCUGGGAUUGUUCGCCUGCAGAAUGCAUGCUCUACCACUGAGAUAUGUGGCUUUUUUUCCUAUCUACUGUUGUUGUUGUCGUUUAGUCGUGUCCGACUCUUCGUGACCCCCUGGACCAGAGCACGCCAGGCACUCCUGUCUUCCACUGCCUUCCGCAGUUUGGUCAAACUCAUGUUACUAGCUUUGAGAACACUGUCCUCUGUCAUUCCCUUCUCCUUGUGCCGUCAGUCUUUCCCAGCAUCAGGAUCUUUGCCAGGGAGUCUUCUCUUCUCAUGAGGUGGCCAAAGUAUUGGAGCCUAAGCUUUAGGAUCUGUCCUUCCAGUGAGCAAUCAGGGCUGAUUUCCUUCAGAAUGGAUAGAUUUGAUCUUCUUGCAGUCCAUGGGACUCUCAAGAGUCUCUUCCAGCACCAUAAUUCAAAAGCAUAAAUUCUGCGGCGAUCAGCCUUCUUUAUGGUCCAGCUCUCACUUCCAUACAUCACUACUGGGAAAACCAUAGCUUUAACUAUGUACGGACCUUUGUUGGCAAGGUGAUGUCUCUGCUUUUUAAGAUGCUGUCUAGGUUUAUCAUCACUUUUCUCCCAAGAAGCAGUUGUCUUUUAAUUUCAUGGCUGCUGUCACCAUCUGCAGUGAUCAUGGAACCCAAGAAAGUAACAUCUCUUACUGCCUCCAUUUCUUCCCCUUCUAUUUGUCAGGAGGUGAUGGGACCAAUGGCCAUGAUCUUACUGUUUUUGAUGUUGAGCUUCAGACCAUAUUUUGCCCUCUCCUCUUUCACCCUCAUUAAGAGGCUCUUUAAUUCCUCCUCACUUUCUACCAUCAAAGUUGUGUCAUCUGCAUAUCUGAGGUUGUUGAUAUUUCUUCCGGCAAUCUUAAUUCCGGCUAGGGAUUCAUCCAGCCCAGCCCUAGGCCUGUUUUGCACACAACCAUGGAUUGACUUAUGUGUGCAAAACAGGCCUAUAUGCAAGUCUCCACAAGGGCUUUUCUCUUGCUGUAGUAGCUUAAAACGUGUCCGCUAUGAAAUAAUUGUGUUGCCUGGAUGGUACCUUCUUGCACAAUUACAUUCUUUCUCUGAAAACUGUCUCUGUGGGGGGCCUUGUCACAAAGUCCACCAGUGUUACCACAUCCUCACUCACCUGCCCAUCUACCUCUCUUCUGUUACCUAAAAUCUAUCAACUAAUUAGGCUGUUUGCUUGAUUCCCUGGCUGUGAUUCGCACUCGCUCCAGCUGACUAGGCAAAGAGGUUGUUCCAAGCAUUACUGUUUACUUUAUCCGGGUGGCAAGGCCUAGUUCUUACCAUAGGUAUCAACUUGUUGCUCUUCAAACUGCAGGUGUUUGUUUACAUGACUAGAUGCACGAUUACAAAUAAAUCUUCCUGCGUAGAUGUCAGGGAGAACUAUUGCAGACUUGCCUUUUUCCUGAGACAAAAUCAUAGAAUUGUAGAGUUGGAAGGGACCCCAAGGGUCAUCUAGUCCAACCCUCUGCAAUGCAGGAAUCUCAGCUUGAUCACACACGACAGAUGUCCAUCCAACCUCUGCUUAAAAGCAUCCAAGGAAGGAGAGUCUGGCACUUCUUGUGGGAGUCUGUUCCACUGUCAAAUGGCUCUUACUAUGCUAUGCUUAUGGGGAGAUUUGUUGUUUUGGUUGGCACAUUCAUAUAUAGUCAUACCUCGGGUUACAGACGCUUCAGGUUGUGUUUUUUUGGGUUACGGACCCGCCGAAACCCGGAAGUACCGGAAUGGGUUACUUCUGGGUUUCAGCGGACGCGCAUGCGCAGAAGCGCUAAAUCACGCUUUGCGCAUGCGCAGUCGCAAUGCAGGAAUAUGCAACUUUCCCAUAAGGGGAUCAGAUUUGCCACUCCUGGCAUUCCCAGCGCCAUGCUCUUAACCAGCUGAGCUAUUGCUACCUGCUUAUAGGUGAGAGUGGGGAGGAGAUUCCGGGGAGGGAGAGAAAUAACAAAGCCGGUUCGAAAGGUAUCUUUCCAUCUGCCUUGUCAAGGGGUGUCGCCUGACAGUUGUGAUGCAUAUCAAGAAAAGUUAAGGAAAGGUUUGUUCUGCAUAUCUGAGGGUGUUUCCCCUCUGCGCUCUUCCCCGAGCGGCUUAUCUGAUUUGCCUCAAACGCCUGGAAUGGCGCCAAGCCCAACGCUUGAUUUAGGAGCCGUAUGUCGAAGAAGACUCCAGGUGUACUUGGCGUAACAUUCAGCCGUGUUUGGAACUGCCGCUACGGAAGGGAAAGUGGCCAUGGAGCGCAAUUGUCGGGAUGUUUAGCAUACUUGCUUGGAAAAGGUGUAGCUCCCAAGAGCCACAGGGACAGGAGCCAAGACUGCCUACGUGGUCCUGUGCCUAUGGAAAAACAACACCUAGGUUGCCAGCAAGAGGUGCAUUGAGUUCCUGUGGGGUUACAUAGGUUGGGGUGUAAGGAGGCGGCAAUUUCCGUCCUGAUUUUCUUUUGCAUUUCCAUAUCGCCGCACUUCGGCUUCUGGGUUUGUUGAUAUCAUGGCUUAUUAAAGCAAGAUGCGGGUGGCGCUGUGGUCUAAACCACUGAGCCUCUUUGGCUUGCCGAUCAGAAGGUUGGCGGUUCGAAUCCGCGCAAUGGGGUGAGCUCCUGUUGCUCUGUCCCAGCUCCUGCCAACCUAGCAGUUCGAAAGCACGCCUGCGCAAGUAGAUAAAUAGGUACCACUGCAGCGGGAAGGUAAACGGCCUUUUCAUGUGCUCUGGCGUCCGUCACAGUGUCCAGUUGCGCCAGAAGUGGUUUAGUCCUGCUGGCCACAAGACCCGGAAAGCUGUCUGUGGACAAACACCGGCUCCCUUGGCCUGAAAGUGAAAUGAGUACCGCAACCCUAUAGUCGCCUUUGACUGGACUUAACUGUCCAGGGGUCCUUGUCCUUUUUUAAUAAGACGCAUUGCUGCCUCCAACCGCGAAGGCAGGGCAUAGCCGUCUUGGCUAGCAGUCAUCAAUAUUCCUCUUUGCCAUGAAUUUGCCCAAUCCUCUUUCAAAGCCAUCUAAACUUGGAGGCAAUCACUGCCUCCUGAAAGAGUGAGUUCUGCAGAUUAAUUCCAUCGGGCAUUAACUACCAGAGUUUUAGAAGACAUCUGAAGGCAGCCCUGUUUAGGGAAGUUUUUAACAUUUGAUGGAUUACUGAAUUUUAAUAUUUUGUUGGAAGCCGCUCAGAGUGGCUGGGGAAGCCCAGCCAGAUGGGUGGGGUAUAAAUAAUAAAUUAUUAUUAUUAUUAUUAUUAUUAUUACCUUUCCCUUUAAGAAUGCUGGAUGUGGGAGCAGAUAAGCCAAUGGCCUGAUCCAGCAACCUCUUUUUAUGACCCCCAAGUUAACCUUGCAAGGUGAGGAAGAGGAACCAUUCCAGGCAACGGUCAGCUCAGUUACGAGAUCAUCACGCCAGGCCAGUGUGGGGUCAAGAUCCAGAAACAGAAAUCUAGAUUAGAAAUUUUCCACCUGACUUUUUUAUUUUUAAAGCCUUUUAAGAGGCUUAUAUCAGGAAAACAGAAUAAAAGCAUUCUCUCCCUCCCUCUCUUCACUGGGAGAGGGAACACGGUUCCAACGUUUGAUGUGAACUUGAGAGUCUCCUCCGGGAUGGGAAAUGUGUUUGCGUUCCGAAAACAAGAGCUGAGCGGAGGAAAACACUUAAGGGCCUUUGAUGUGGAGGGAGGGAAAUUAUUAAACAAAAGGGAAGCCCGGCCCCUGCAUUGGAGAUCUGAUUAUAAAUAAACAUAUGAUUCACUGUAUUAUCCGCCUGCCUGAAAAGCCAGGGUCCUCCCCGCUCUACCAAUCCAAACAAUGCUGAAUCUGAACGGCUCUGAGGCGGGGAGGUUGGGAAGGCUCCAGCAGAUUCAUUUCAGCUGGCGAAACUGACACUUCCUCUGGGAUCGGCGAGUGGAGCUGUCGGCACUCAAGCUAUCUGUCUGCCUUCCUUCAGGCCUCCCUGUGGGACGCCGGAUCCCUGCCGUCCCUCUCUUGGCCCUCUGGUCCCCCAGCUCCGAUGCUAUCAGGCACCAAAAAUAAUAACAACGACAAUACUUUUAAAGAAAACACAACCGAGACCUUAUCUCGGGCUCGGAUGUGAAACAACUUCCUCCUGUUGUACUUCUUUUGUGCGCCGAGAAUAAAACGUCUGGGGAGGCCUGCAAGCCGGCAGCUUAAUGGGGGCUUUUCCAGUUUCCCCAUUUUCCGGCUCAGGCAGAGCUUAGAGGAACAAGUUAGCACGCAAUAUGCUAACUUUUAAGAGAGAGAGAGAAACAGAGAGAAGUGGGAGGGCAGAGAAGGAGAGAGAGAAACAGCCACACAAAUUUCUCAUCCCAGCACAUUAGGAAGGGGCGAAUCUGCCCAUUUUGAUUUCCACCAUUUUCUGUCAGGCCCGGGAAGUGGGCGAAUUAAAGCUUUCGUUUUAAUGCAGCACCUUGCAACCACAACUAGGGGUGGGAGAUACAGUGGUACCUCGGGUUAAGUACUUAAUUCGUUCCGGAGGUCCGUUCUUAACCUGAAACUGUUCUUAAUCUGAAGCACCACUUUAGCUAAUGGGGCCUCCUGCUGCCGCUGUGCCACCGGAGCACGAUUUCUGUUCUCAUCAUGAAGCAAAGUUCUUAACCCCAGGUACUAUUUCUGCGUUAGCGGAGUCUGUAACCUGAAGCAUAUGCAACCUGAAGCCUAUGUAACCCGAGGUACCACUGAACAGUCAGUUUAGGUUUCUCUCAGUUUCUCAUUUUUCCAAUCUUGAGCUGAGUUUUCCACAUCAGUCUGCAUUUUUUUUUAAGUCCUCAUGAAAAUUCACCAGCAUUUUAGUGUGAAUUUCUCCUGCUCUGCACAUUUUUGUAUCCGAUUUUUCCAAAUUCACAUUUUUAUUUUUAUUUUUGCAUACCAGUUUCUCCACAUACAAUGCGUUUGUGCAUGCCACUUUCACAAAUAUAUACCCAUUUCCAUGCACACUUUCCUCUUAAUGUUUCGGUAUUUGUACAGGUUAGCUGAAGGGAGGGUAGCGUUGCAAAAUUCAGAAAAGUGCAAAUUCGAAGGAUCGCUGUCUUCCAGUGUGCAAAUUGUUAGAGAAAGUGCAGAUUAGAUAAGUGUGCAUUUAAAGGGGAACUGAACUGACUCUCUCCCCCCUCCCUAAAACAGGCUGACAAUUUUUUUUUUAUGCUGUAACCAAAACAACAGCAGAGAUGAUCAAAUCUGCAGGGCAAUGUUUAAUUUCUCUCGGUUCCAAUCUCCUGACAUCUGAAUAUCUGGGCAUUAGCCUGGAGAAGAGGAGGUUAAGGGGUGAUAUGAUAGCCAUGUUCAAAUAUAUAAAAGGAUGUCACAUAGAGGAGGGAGAAAGGUUGUUUUCUGCUGCUCCAGAGAAGCGGACACGGAGCAAUGGAUCCAAACUACAAGAAAGAAGAUUCCACCUAAACAUUAGGAAGAACUUCCUGACAGUAAGAGCUGUUUGACAGUGGAAUUUGCUGCCAAGGAGUGUGGUGGAGUCUCCUUCUUUGGAGGUCUUUAAGCAGAGGCUUGACAACCAUAUGUCAGGAGUGCUCUGAUGGUGUUUCCUGCUUGGCAGGGGGUUGGACUCGAUGGCCCUUGUGGUCUCUUCCAACUCUAUGAUUCUAUGAUUCUAACGAAAAGUAAGAUAGUGAAAUGCAUUUGGCCGACCCAAAGCGAAACCUCAUCCUCUUUCCCCCGUGUGUCCCAUGCGGAAUCCUAAAAGCAGCGACGAAAAUGUUAAAACUUAACGUUGAAAUUUUAUUGGCUGGAAGCCAUGUCCAGCUCUGGUUUCCAAGCCGAAGGAUCUAUUCAAUACCCUCCAUUAAGAUCAAAUGGGCGAAAGUAUUUUGGUUUGGGAAAAUGCUUUAGUUGCGUCUAGAGGCUUAGCUAGCUCCACUUCCAAAUUUUGAAGCCCCCCCCCAAGGUGUUCUUAAUCUCCAGCUGUUUCUAGACUACCAUUCCCAUCAUCCCUGACCGCUGGCCCUGCUAGCUAGGGAUGAUGGGAGUUGUAGUCCAAAAACAGCUGGAGACCCAAGUUUGGGAAACAUUGGUGUAAAAAGAGGCCCUACUGGAUCUGGCCAUUGGCCCCUGUAGCCCAGCACCCUCUUCUAAUAAUAAUAAUACCUUUCCCUUUAGGUGCUGUGGGUUAAACCACAGAGCCUAGGACUUGCCGAUCAGAAGGUCGGCGGUUCGAAUCCCCGCGACGGGGUGAGCUCCCGUUGCUCGGUCCCUGCUCCUGCCAACCUAGCAGUUCGAAAGCACGUCAAAGUGCAAGUAGAUAAAUAGGUACCGCUCCGGCGGGAAGGUAAACGGCAUUUCCGUGCGCUGCUCUGGUUCGCCAGAAGGGGCUUAGUCAUGCUGGCAACAUGACCCGGAAGCUGUACGCCGGCUCCCUCGGCCAGUAAAGCGAGAUGAGCGCUGCAACCCCAGAGUCGGUCAUGACUGGACCUAAUGGUCAGGGGUCCCUUUACCUUUACCUUUUUAUUAUUUAUACCCCAGCCAUCUGGCUGGGUUUCCCCAGCCACUCUGGGCGGCUUCCACCAAAAUAUUAAUAUACAAUAAUUCAUCAAAUAUUAAAAGCUUCCCUAAACAGGGCUGCCUUCGGAUGUCUUCUAAAAGUCAGAUGUCUUCUAAAAGUCAUAGUGGCCAACCAGAUGCCCCAAUGGGAAGACAAGAUCUGAGCACAACAGCCGCGCUUUUCCUCCUUGCAAUUCCAGACACUGGCGUUCAGAGCCUAAUGCUGGCUUUCUUCAGAUGCCUAGACCCUUGAAAGCAGGAGGUGAAGGUGGCACACUGAACGCACCAAGUGGUAAAGGGUACUUAAGAAUGCAGGAAUCUGCCUGACAAAAGUCAAGAGGGUUGAUCCAAUACCAGGUCCAGUGUGGCCUACCCCAUCCGAGAUCCUAGACCAGGGCUGGUCCCUCCAGAUGCUUCUGAACUACAGUUCCCACCAGUCCCUCAGUAAACAGGGCCAAAUUGUAGAUGGGAGGCUGCUCCUCACAGAGCUAUGAUUCCCAGAGUUCCCUUUGAAGAGGGGUUGGCUGUUAGACCAUUCUGGGAACUGUAGCUCUGUGAGGUAAACAACAACUCUCAGCAUCCUUGACAGACCAUUUUGUUGUUGUUUAGUCAUUUAGUUGUGUCCAACUCUUCGUGACCCCAGGCACUCCUGUCUUCCACUGCCUCCCGCAGUUUGGUCAAACUCAUGUUACUAGCUUUGAGAACACUGUCCAACCAUCUCGUCCUCUGUUGUCCCCUUCUCCUUGUGCCCUCAAUCUUUCCCAACAUCAGGGUCUUUUCCAGGGAGUCUUCUCUUCUCAUGAGGUGGCCAAAGUAAUGGUGUCUCAGCUUCAGGGUCUGUCCUUCCAGUGAGCACUCAGGGCUGAUUUCCUUCAGAAUGGAUAGGUUUGAUCUUCUUGCAGUCCAUGGGACUCUCAAGAGUCUCCUCCAGCACCAUAAUUCAAAAGCAUCAAUUCUUUGGCGAUCAGCCUUCUUUAUGGUCCAGCUCUCACUUCCAUACAUCACUACUGAGAAAACCAUAGCUUUAACUAUUAGGACCUUUGUUGGCAAGGUGCUUUUUAAGAUGCUGUCUAGGUUUGUCAUUGACAGACCAUAGCUCCCAGAAUUCUUUGGGGAAAGCCAUGACUGUUUAAAGCGGUAUCACAGCGCUCUAAACACAUGAUGUGACUGUGGACAGUUGGUUGACGCAAUAAUAGUGCAACAGUGGUGGAUUUAUACUGGACUGUGCACGCAUUGUUCUGUUACAUUAUUUGCUCUUUGGUCACACUAUUGCCGCCUGGAGGAACGCUCUUGCACAAUAUAUGCGGGUCCCGCUAUGCAAAUACAUUGCAGAUUCAGAUAUCCAAACUGCUGGACCUGCUUGCAGUACUGUAAACAAACAAGCCUUAUUUUUUUGUGUUUUGCUGGUCUUUGACAGACAUUUCACCAGAAACCAUGGUGGGAAGGAUGGAGGGGUUUGGACAAAUAAGGAAUCAUUUUUUUCCCUUUCUUGUAUGCCUUUUGUAAGGUUUUCUAAGGUUUUUCUGGGUUUUUGUUGUUGUCAUUUUGGAGGUCAAAAUUCUGCGUUCGGGAACGCAUUAGAAAUUUCCCCAUAGGAAUCAAUGGAAAUUGUUGGCUCAUUUUGUGAACACUGGCAAACUAUUUCCUGAGAAUGCCUUGUGUAUGAAUAUCAAGACUUGCACGUAUAAUGCCAAAAGUGGAGGGAAACAAAGAAACCUGGAACACAGAAUCAUAAGGUUGGAAGGAACCCUAAGGGCCAACAUUUCGAAUUCCCGGAAGUAUGGGAAUCACAGCUAAAGAAUCACUGACAGAUGGCCAUCCAACCUCUGCUUAAAAAAAUCAAAUGAGGCAAUAUAGCAUCAAGCAGUUGGUCCCUUACCUUUCCUGCCCCAACCUGGCCACAGUGAUCCAUGCGACGCUCAUCUCCAGGGUUGACUACUGUAAUUCGCUCUACGCGGGGCUGCCCUUGAAGCUGUCCCAGAAACUCCAGCGGGCGCAGAAUGCUGCAGCGAGGCUCCUCACAGGGUCUCUGCUAUGGGAGCAUAUUCAUCCAGUGCUUUUCAAGCUGCACUGGCUCCCGGUGGAGUACAGGGUCAGAUUUAAGGUGCUGCUUUUGACCUUUAAAGCCCUUCACGGCCUAGGACCCUCGUACCUACAGGACCGCCUCUCCUGGUGUGUCCCACGGAGAGCCUCAAGGUCCAUAAAUAGCAACACCCUAGUGGUCCCGGGCCCUAAGGAAGUUAGAUUAGCUUCAACCAGAGCCAGGGCCUUUUCAACUCUGGCUCCGUCCUGGUGGAACGCUCUGCCUCAUGAGACCAGGGCCCUGCAGGAUCUGAUUUCUUUCCGCAGGGCCUGUAAGACAGAGUUGUUCCACCUGGCCUUUGGCUUGGAGCCAAUUUGAUUCCCUCCCUCUCUUUCUUUUUUCUUUUCCUUCUCCUGCUGCGAGGAGGCUACAUUUUAAUAUUUUAAUGUUUCAAUAUUUUAAUGUUGUAUUUUAAUUUUGUUUUUAAGUUGUAAUCAUUCAACUUGUUUUUAUUAUUGCUUGUAAGCCGCUCUGAGCCCGGCCUUGGCUGGAGAGGGCGGGGUAUAAAUAAAAAUUAUUAUUAUUAUUAUUAUUAUUAUUAUUAUUUUACAGGAUUUCACCAGGAAGCUACGAGAAAUGCAUAGAUUAGAAAGAAAGCUGCAUGUUUGCCCCAAAAUUUUGCAGGCACAAACAGUAUUUAAAGUGGGGUCAUAAUAAACCUCCCCCCCCCAAUAAUAAUUAAUGCACAAUAAAAAGAACAUCUGGAUAGGCCCACAGAACCAAAAUACCAAUGGAUCUUAGUUUAGGGUUCAAGGCAGUUCCUCCUUAAGGUUCAGUCAAAAUCUGUCCACCUGUAACUUAAGAAGUUUCUAGGUUAACAAUGGCCUGGUUGGGGGGGGGUGUGAAUCUCUGUCAUGUAAUAAGAGGAAAAGCCUCUUGAGUCCAAGGAGAUGUUUGGACCUCAUUAAAAAUCCCCGACAAGAGAAUCGGCUGGCAAAUUCCAAGCUGUUCCCCCCACCCUACCCCCAGCAUGCCCCCUUGGGAAGGAUUGAAUCCGCAAAGCUGGAGGAAAAUGAACAGCUGGGAUUCAUCCUUGUAGAAAUCAGUCAAAGCCUUUGCUUUUCGCAUUAAUGAGUUGGCUAAAUUGGUCUGCGUCUGCCCCAAAACUGCACGGACCUUUCUCAAAACAAUCUGGAGAGCUUUCUGCAGAAGGCGACAUUUGUCUGUGGGCAGGGGGGAGUUGAUUCGUAAGUCGGCAACGGUUGAUCAAGGCAUCCUCUGCGGGAGUGUGCAGGAUCCCAACGGAGUCUUGAAAACUCCGGUACCUAUUUAUCUACUUGUACUGGUGUGCUUUUGAAUUGCUAGGUUGGCAGGAGUUGGGAGAGAGCAACAGGAGCUCACUCCAUCGUGGGGAUUCGAACCGCCAUCCUUCCGAUCGGCAAGCCCAAGAGGCUUAGUGGUUUAGACCACAGUGCCACCCGCAUCCCUGCUUCUGAGUACCAGUCGAUAGGAACCACAGAAGGGGAAUGUACAAUUGCACUAAGGUCCUGCUUACAGGUUUCCUGUAUAUAAUUGAAAUAAUAGUAAUAAUAAUAAUAAUAAUUUCUUAUUUAUACCCCACCCAUCUGGCUGGGCCUCCCCAGCCACUCUGGGCGGCUUCCAACAAAACACUAAAAUACAAUAACCUAUUAAACAUUAAAAGCUUCCCUAAACAGGGCUGCCUUCAGAUGUCUUCUAAAAGUCAGAUAGUUGUUUAUUUUCUUGACAUCUGGUGGGAGGGCGUCCACAGGGCAGGUGCCACUACCGAGAAGGCCCUCUGCCUGGUUCCCUGUAACUUGGCUUCUCGCAGUGAGGGAACCGCCAGAAGGCCCUCGGCGCUGGACCUAAGUGUCCGGGUAGAACAAUGGGGGUGGAGACGCUCCUUCAGUUAUACUGGACCGAGGAUUCUGGACUAAAUGGGUCACUGGCCUGAUCUAGAAGGCUCUUCCUAUGUCCUUACGUUGUUGGGGAAUUUUUUUUUAAAUUUUUUUGGUAAGAAUUAAAACUGCUAAAAUCUUUUAAAAAUGUUUCUUUUAAUUUUUAUUGUUUUCUAAAACAACAACAACAACCAUAUGCACUCUCUUACUCUUUCUUUCCCAGGCCGAGCCCCUGACACCCAAACUCUCAACUUGGAGAUGGCUGGAGUGAAAACAAAUCCCGCGACGGGGAAAAUCAUUGUUGAUGCAAGAGAAACUACUUCUGUUCCUCACAUUUAUGCAAUUGGAGACAUAACAGAGGUAGACGUCUACAUAAACUCCUUGACAAUGACAGGAAAACUUACUUUGUUCUUGAUUAAUAACCGCUGCCCAUUUGUCGUCAAGCCUAUAUCAGCGUGUUAAAGCCCCGCUUUUCGUUUUCAUUUGGAGUGUUUAUGCCAGCAACACAGAACAGUAAUUUCCUCCACGCAGAACACCUCUGCGUUAGAGAUUAUUACUGAUGCUUAUCAGGUGAAAAGCAUUAUGUGGCAACAGCUGGCAAGAAGGCUUUGUUAUCUCUCCUAUAUCAAUUCUGCCUCUGAAAUAAAUAGGUUUUGCUGCCCGUGGAAGGCAAAAAAAAAUACAGCUAUUUUUUUUAAAAAAAGGCUGAAGGUGUUAGUAAUUUGACUGCGAAAUCAAACUGAUUGACAAUUAAGUUCACACGGUUUUUGCAAAAACACUUCUUACUUGCUCUCUCUCUCUGAAAGCAAUGCAUCAUGCUAUCUUGCUGGCAGCAACUCACAACUUCUAACCAUUCUUGCAAGAGAGGCAAAAUGUUUUGGGGCUGAGAAGGUUUCCCCUCCAUCUCUAGUAACACUGGACUUGAGGGCACCCAGAAAAGCCGAAUGACAGAAGAUUCAGUACAGACAAAAAAAGAAGUAGCUUCUCCACACAGCCCCUAGUUAAACUAUAGAAUUUGCUCCCACAAAAUGUAAUGAUGGCCACCAACUGGAAUGACAUGUACAUAUAAUUAAAUUUUCUAAUUUACAUUUCAAAAUAUUCAUUUACACAACCUUAAAUCAAAGACUUCCCUUCCUCUCUUUCCAUGGUUCAUUUUACAUACCAUUCAUCCCUGCGUAUUUUACAUGAACUGAACCAUUCAAUAAUCCAUUGUUACAUCCAUCAAAACUUAUUUACAUUGUUGAAUCUAUCUUAGUGCUACCAGCAUUUUUAAAUAAACACAAUUUUUACCCAUAUAUUCAGUAAACAUUUUCCAGGCUUCUUUAAACGUACAUUCUUCUUGUUCUCUUAUUCAAAAAGUUAAGUCUGCAAGCUGCACGGAUUCCAUCAGUUUAAGCUGCCAUUCUUCUUUGGUCGGGACCUCGCUCAUUUUCCAUUUGGGGGCUAACAAAACACGGGCUGCAGUAGUAGCAUACACAAAUAACCUUUUUUUGACAUCUGGGAAUUUCCCUCUGAAUUAUUCCCAACAAAAAGGACUCUGGUGGUUGUUUUUUUGGAACGGUACUUUUAAACAUUUUUUUUUCCCAAUUCAUUAUAUAUUAUUUCCCAAUAUUCUUUUACCCUUUUACAAGUCCUCCAACGGGAAUCACUUUUAAAGGAGAACAGAAAAAAUUGUGGAGAAGAAAGCUAUUAGUGCAGGGGUCAGCAAACUUUUUCAGCAGGGGGUUGGUCCACUGUCCCUCAGACCUUGUGGGGGGCUGGACUAUAUUUUGGGAGGAGAAAUGAACGAAUUCCUAUGCCCCACAAAUAACGCAAUUUAUACGUUUUCCAAUUCUAAUUACACUUAUUACAGAAUAUCUCGGAAAUUUAAAUAAAGAUAGAAAGAGAGAAAAAUUCUCAUUACAAGUCUUCAGACAACCCUGCUAGUGGUGUUAAUUGUUUACAAUGAUCUUUCAGAUACCGUAUGAAUUUACUCCAGUCUUUUUGGAAUACUUGAUCUUGCUGGUUUGGGAUUUUUCCUGUCAGCUUCGCCAGUUCUGCAAAGUCCAUCGUCUUCAUCUGCCCCUCUUCUUUCGUUGGUAUUUCUUGUUUCCAUUUUGGGGCUAAAAUAAUUCUUGCUGCAGUUGUUGCGUACAUGAACAGGCUUUUGUCUUCCCUUGAUAUCUCUUCACCCCCUAUACCCAAGAGAAAAGUUUCCAGUUUUUUAACAAAAUUAUUUUUAAACACCUUCUUUAACUCAUUAUAUACCAUUUCCCAGAAAGCCUUUACGAGUUCUAGAAUUUUUAUUGCGAUAAUCUAACAUAGUCCCACGCAUGGGUGCAAAGCGAGCGUUUGUGUCGACUUGUUUACUCAGGGAAGUCUUAAGCCAUUGUUUUUUCAUACGCACAGAGAGCGAAAAAUACCCUGCGCUUAUGUCUGCAGGGAUGUUUUAGUAAUUAGCUUGGGUGUUCCUCGUGCUUUUUUUUAAAGGAAUGUAUGCCAGAGGCUUUCCUCCCCCACCCUCCAGGUUUUAUCUCUUUCUCUGAUCUCUGGAACGCCAAAAUAACAUCUGUAUUUCCUGCCACAGAAAUGAUUGGCAGCUGCAUUUCAGGCGGGGGAGAGGGAAACGGCAACGUUGACAAAUCACAUUGACAGACGAUCUUGAAAGCCAAAACGUUAGUUCGGAAAAAGAGAUAACACGUACAUUUGCCUAAACCUUGGGAUUAAUCCCAAACUGCAACUUGGGACUUGCUUCCGAUCUUUUUAAUUAUCAUUAAACGUAUAACAAACAAGGCGAACAGAUUAUAUGAGUUUUUGAUCUGCUGUUUAUGACUUAUCUUGAGGUGUUGCCGUAUUGCCUCUUUUGUACAAAUUUAUUCCAAUGUUUUUCUUUAUAUCUUUGGUCUCCUUAUCUUAUACCUGACCAUUCUCAAUUGUAUCCCACCGCCCUUUUGAUGAUUUUUGGAAAUAUUCUGUUAGUCUUGUUUGUUAUCCCUCUCCCACUCUCUCUCUCUCUCACACACACACGCACACAAAAACACUCUCACACACAAACACACACACACACACACAGAGGUGCCAGAACUCACCAUGAAUGCCCCCCUUGUUCUCUUCUAAUGGCAAUGGAACUCGCUAAGAGCUGCCAGAAUUGAGUUCUGACUGAACAGAUAGAUAGAUAGAUAGAUAGAUAACAUAACUUAGUCCAGGUCAUGAGUUCAAGUCUCGCAUUGACAUUUUGGACCUCUCCUAAUUCCGUUGUCUUGUCUUAGGGUCGCCCCGAACUAACGCCUACGGCCAUUGCUGCAGGGAAGCUGGUUGCUCAGAGGCUAUUUGGCCAGUCGGCAGAACUCAUGGAUUACGACAACGUGAGUAAUUUUGCGAGUUUUUUUCUUCCCUGGGGGUUCGAAAAUGAACGAUUUGUUGCAAAGCAAUCACAUACAGCGGCCAUACUUCUCCAUGGGCGUGAAUAAGUGUUUCGUUGUGGUUGUUAUUUAACAUCUAUAGUACAGUGGUAGCUCGGUUUUUGGACGUCUCAGAAGCCUAACGUUUCAGUUUUCGAAUGCCAAAAACUCGGAAGUAAAUGCUUCCGUUUUCGAAUGCGCCUCAGAAGUCAAACAGCUUCCACUGCCUGCAUCUGUUGUUUUCCACAAUUUUCUCUAGACUACCCUUUGCGCCUCGAUUUUCGAACUUUUCGGAAAUCAGGCGGUCUUCCGGAAUGGAUUACAUUCGAAAACCGCGGUACCACUGUAUUAAAGAUAAAGGGACCCCUAACUGUUAGGUCCAGUCGCGGAGGACUCUGGGGUUGCGGCGCUCCUCUCAUUUUACUGGCCGAGGGAGCUGACAUUUGUCCGCAGACAGUUUUUCCGAGUCAUGUGGGCAGCAUGACCAAGCCACUUGUGACGAACCAGAGCAGCGCACGGAAAUGCCAUUUACCUUCCCACCAGAGCGCUAUGUAUUUACUUGCAUUUUGACGUGCUUUCAAACUGUUAGGUUGGCAGGAGCAGGGACCGAGCAACCGGAGCUCACCCCGUCGCGGGAAUUCAAACCACCAACCUUCUGAUCGGCAAGCCCCAGGCUCUGUGGUUUAGACCAUAGCACUACCCGCGUCCCUGCACCAGUGUAUUAGUAUUAAUUAAUUAAUUAACCACUGUAUUAGUGUUAAUUAAAUCAAUAUACCCCUUAGUUGCCAACAUGGCAUCAAAGCAGUUUAUAAAUUGCAAAACAUGGAUAAUUCAAGUAAACAACAAAACAAUGCUAGGGUCAUGGGGGAUCAACGACUUGUUAGUAUUAUUUCUGUAGCAGAGUCCUUGUCUAUAGCAUCUUAGAACCACCCAAUCAGCAUGAAAGGGGAGCUUUUUGGCCAAUGAGAAUAAGCCUUCUUGCUCUGUGGGUUGAUGGGAGCCAAUCAGAGUGCAAAGAGGUGAGUCAGCCACUGAGGAUUGGCUCCCGGGAUCACUCUGAAGAAGGGGUGAGGGAAGAACAUGGAGAAGGAGUUGAUCUAGGGGAAAGGCAAUAUAUGGAGGAUCUGCACUGAUCAUUGCAAUAUAUCCCUAAUUGUAGCUUGUAUAAUAAUAAAGUUAUUGUAUAAUCUAACUGUGAGUUGAUCUGGUUGUCACUAUUAUGAAGGGGAUGCUGCAUCAACCCCUCUUAGUGGUGCAGCAAUGAAACCGCUAGAACAUUUGUGAAGCUAAGCAGGGUCCGGUAUGGUUUGAAAUCGGAUGGGGGACCGCAUGUUGAGAUUCCUGCAUUGUUGGGGGUUGGCCUAGAUGGCUUUUCCCACUACACUACUACUGUGUGUCAUUAAGUUUUGGGGGAUAGGGAGAAGCAUGGGGCUCUUGAUCUAUUGGCUUGAGAGUAACAGGAUGGCCGCGAAGAAUUGGAAGAAACAAGAUUUACCAACUAUCGAAGAAUGGCAGAUGAAGAUGAUGGACUAUAUGGAACUUGCUGAACUGACUGGGAGACUCCGAGACCAGAGAGAAGAGACGUUGGAAGAAGACUGGAAGAAGUUUAAGGAAUAUUUUUUUUUAAAUGUUAAUAUUUAAACCUAAGAAUAGCUUUGGAAGUGGAUAUAGGCUGUAGGGUUAGAAGUAGAAGUUAGGGUAUUUUAAAAUAGUAUUAUUUGUAAGUGAUAAAAUGUGAAGUUAUUUUAAGUGUGAUUAAAAAAAAGAUGGUUAGAAAUUAUGAUAUAUGUAAACUGCUAAAGAUGAAGUAAAAUGAAAAUCAGAUAGGUGGGACUUGGGGAAGCCCACUUAACAAUGUUUAGAAAAAUAAGGAUAUGAAAAGAAUUUGUUCAUUUUGUUUGUCUUUUCUGUUUGUGUUUUUUAUUUGUGUUAUAAAAUGAAUAAAAAAUUUUGAGGGGGGGAAAGAAAGUAACAGGAUGGCCUUCUAUCGCCUAGGUGCCUACCACUGUUUUCACCCCCCUGGAGUAUGGCUGUGUAGGACUCUCGGAAGAAGAAGCUGCAGGGCGGUUUGGAGCAGAUCAUAUAGAGGUAUGCUGGGCUCCUGACAGGCAUGGCUGCUGGCCACCAGUGCUGAGUAGCCAGCUUCCUCUGCCACUGUGUGUCAGGGACUGUGCUGAGGAGGGCUGCACUGAGGAAGAAUGGUGGGAGCCACCCCUCCUCCUGAUCCUGAAUCUUCCCGGGAGCAGGAGGACAGUAUAGAUUAGGAACAGUGGUUUGCAGAGGGGCCUAGUUUAGAAGGCAGAAGCUGGGAAAUACUGGAUGGGGAGCAAGCUAGCAGAAGAAACACUAGAAGAGAGAGAUUUCUCUUAUCAGAAAUGAUAAAAAUGUAAAAUGAAGCAAUGAUGUAAGGCAGGCGCUGGCUCUGAUUGCAUCUUCCGAUAUUCCUUUCUAUUAGGUGUACCAUGCGUUUUAUAAGCCAUUGGAAUUUACCGUGGCCGAAAGAGAUGCAGCUCAAUGUUACAUAAAAGUAAGUUCGUGUUCCUGGCGUUUGACCUCCACUUCCAGCACGGAGGCUCUGCAUCCUUGGCUUUGCUGGAAAGAUGGUGGGGACAAAGGUGGCUCGUAGUAUGUGUGUUUGUUGUUAUUUAGUCGUUUAGUCGUGUCCGACUCUUCGUGACCCCCUGGACCAGAACAUGCCAGGCACUCCUGUCUUCCACUGCCUCCCGCAGUUUGGUCAAACUCAUGUUAGUAGCUUCGAGAACACUGUCCAACCAUCUCGUCCUCCGUCUUCCCCUUCUCCUUGUGCCCUCCAUCUUUCCCAACAUCAGGGUCUUUUCCAGGGAGUCUUCUCUUCUCAUGAGGUGGCCAAAGUAUUGGAGUCUCAGCUUCAGGAUCUGUCCUUCCAGGGAGCACUCAGGGCUGAUUUCCUUAAGAAUGGAGAGGUUUGAUCUUCUUGCAGUCCAUGGCCCUUGCUAUAAUCACUUACCUGGGGAGGCUGGCAUGGGGCAAAUGCACUGUCGGAGCCUAUCCAGCCUCCUUGCUGCUGCGUUUGCACUGCACCAACCUCCUCGUCUGCCGGGAAGCUGCCAUAGCAGUUCUGCCCUACCUGAUGAUUUGCUUCUGCAUAGCGGUAGGGUGUCAAAAAAACUGCCACCCCUGUCUUCCCAGUGCCAGGGUGUCCUGCUCUUGUCCAGGCUCACAUUUGCCUCUGCUGUUGGCAGCCCCCCCCCCCCAGGUUGUGUAUGUUUUGUGGCAUUUUAUGCAUUGUUACUUGCCGUUAUUUUUAUAGUUCUUCAUUGCAAUUGUUAAGCGUAAACUACUUAAUUAUUAUUUGCUGGUAUUUAAUUUUACUGUUUACUAUUAUAUUCCAAUGGAUUGUUGAAUACAGUGGUACCUGGGUCCUCAAACUUAAACCGUUCCAGAAUUCUGUCCCAAAACCAAAGCAUUCCAAAACCAAGGCGUACUUUCCCAUAGAAAGUAAUGUAAAAUGGAUUAAUCCAUUCCAGACUUUUAAAAGCAACUCCUAAAACAGCAAUUUAACAUGAAUUUUACUAUCUAACUUCCGGGUUUUCGGUGUUUGGGAACCAAGGUGUUUGAGUACCAAGGUGUUUGAGAACCAAGGUACCACUGCUUUAUUUGCUGCAAGUUGUUUAUUUUAAAGUUAUCUCUUUAUUAUGACUUUUUUUUGUAUUGAAUCAGAUUGUUAUUGGGCGCUGUGCCCUUUGCUGUCUAUUUUGUUGUUUCUUCAGCUUGCAAACCGCCUUGUGUAUCAUAUUGUAGAAAGGCGUAUACAAAUCAAAAGGGAAAUGAAAAUGUCUGAAAUCCUGGAGAACGGCUGCCUGUCAGUGUAGGCAGUACUGAGUUAGAUGGACGAAUAGUCCUCCUCCAAAUAAGACAGCUUCCUAUAUUCUAAGCAAAAGGUGUAGUUUGGUGGUAGAGGAGAUGGUUUGCAUGCAGAAUGCUCCCAGAUUGGAAAGGACUUUCUCUGCCCUGAAAACCCUGGAGACCCACUGCCAGUCAGAGCAGACUAGGGCUAGGUGGAUAAACAGUCUCACCUGUCCCAGUCUCAGUUCCUGGCAUCUCCAGGCAGGCCUGUGGGUGUCCCCUGCCUGAAACCAUGGAGAAGUUGCUGGCAGUCAGUGCGUGCAACACUGCGCUAGAUGGACCGAUGGUCUGAAGCGCUAGAUAGUCAGCUAUCCUCUGAGAGUGACAGAGCAUCCACCUUGCAGAAGGCCCCAGAUUCAGUCCCUGGUGUCUCCCGGUCAGGCUGAGAAGGUGCCUUGUCUGAAACCCUGGCGAAGGCACUGCCAGCCAGUGCAGACAGAACUGAGCUCCAUGGGCCAGUGUUCAGCAGGAGGCAGUUUCUUGUGUCUUCUGACAGUCUCCUGCUGCUCCCCGUUUUGCUUUCAGAUGGUGUGCUUACGCCAGCAAGAACAGCGAAUCCUCGGCCUUCAUUUCAUUGGCCCAAACGCCGGCGAAGUUAUUCAAGGAUUUGCCCUUGGAAUCAAGUAAGUGGAAUUGAGAAUUCUGCACUCCACCCCAUCCGCUCCCUUCCUAGAGUUUUCCGAAAGCCUUCUCUUUUAAGUCACCCUAAGAUUAUGAAAGAUAGCGGUUUAGCUUUUGGCAGUGCUAAAAAAAGAGCCCAUGUUUCCAUUUACUUUUAUGUCUCGUUUCCUAGAUUAUCGUUUUUUUAAAAAAUAUGGCCUUUCCUUAUUAAUAAAACGUUGGGCUUAGUGACGGAUGUACCAGGUUUCUUGCAUUUAUGUUUAUGAAAUAUGUUUCUUGGCAAACCGUACAGCCCUCCUCCAAAAAAAAAUCCAUUUUGCUAUGCAGCUGUUAACUCUUCAAAGUGCAGCAAAGGCAAAAGCUUUAUGUUUUCAGGAUAAUAAAUGAUCGCUGAAAUAUGCAGAAGCCUUUCUUUUAAAAGAGAUUGGGGGGGGGAAUCUAAAAGCUUUUUUUGAUUAUGUUUUGUGGGGAGGCUUGCAGGAGGAAUCAUCAAAGCUUUGGAGAGAAUGGUCAUAUUUUCUUUUAAAGUCUGCACCGUGGCAGGGGGGUAAAGGUAAAGGGAUCCCUGACCAUUAGGUCCAGUCGUGGCCGACUCUGGGGUUGUGGCGCUCAUCUUGCUUUAUUGGCCGAGGGAGCCGGCGUACAGCUUCCGGGUCAUGUGGCCAGCAUGACUUAAGCCACUUCUGGCGAACCAGAGCAGUGCACAGAAACACCGUUUACCUUCCCGCUGGAGAGGUACCUAUUUAUCUACUUGCAUUUUGACAUGCUUUCGAACUGCUAGGUUGGCAGGAGCAGGGACCGAGCAACGGGAGCUCACCCCGUCGUGGGGAUUCGAACUGCCGACCUUCUGAUUGGCAAGUCCUAGGCUCUGUGGUUUAACCCACAGCGCCACCCACGUCCACAGUGGGGGUGGGGUGUUGGUUUCACUAAACCAGAGGUGUGGAACCUGCAGCCCUCCAGAUGUUGUUCAACUUCCAGCAGGUCCAAUAGGCAGAGUUGGUGAGGAUUGCAGUUUGGCAACAUCAGAACUGAGGGGGUCCCACCUCCUGGAAAGUGUGGGGUUACCUAGCAGGGUGCUAAGAGACAAGGAUGCAGCAGUAGGGCACUGUCAGUAUAAACGAUUAUCAGACUGGAUCAGAUUCAUCAGUUUUGUUGCAUUAAUUAAACUAAAUAGUUCUGGAUUUUGAAUAAGCGUUCAAUUAAUUGUUACUGUUUUGAAUUCGAUCUUGUUAGUGGUUCAUGCAAGCCCUAUUCUGAAUAAUGCUUUUUAUAGGGUUAGGGAGCACAGGGAAUGAGGGUGGCGCUGUGGUCUAAACCACUGAACCUCUUGAGCUUGCUGAUCAGAAGGUCGGUGGUUCGAAUCCCCGCAAUGGAGGGAGCUCCUGUUGCUCUGUCCCAACUCCUGCCAACCUAGCAGUGUGAAAGCAUACCAGUGCAAGUAGAUAAAUAGGUACCGCUGCGGCGGGAAGGUAAACAGCGUUUCCGUGCACUCUGGUUUCCAUCAUGGUGUCCCAUUGCACCAGAAGCGGUUUAGUCCUGCUGGCCACAAGACCCGGAAAGCUGUCUGUGGACAAAUGCCGGCUUCCUCGGCCUGAAAGCAAGAUGAGUGCCACAACCUCAUAGUAGCCUUUGACUGGACUUAACUGUCCAGGGGUCCUUUACCUUUUACCUUAGGGGGCACAGGAGGUGAGUUUAUGGAACCAAGCGUCCUGUAGCCCAAAAUAGCUGGAGAGUCACUGAACACAGGCUGGGAAAGCGGAGGAGUUUGGUUGGCGCUUCUCGAAAACAGUACUCAGACUGAAACACGUGCCUUCAGAAUUCACACAUCUCCAAAUGUCGCGAUGCGUUUCUCUGUCCAAAAUACUCUACGAAAGGAAUAUAUAUUUGGGGGAAAGCAGACCUCAAAAUAUACCCCCAAAAAACUUAAGUUAACAGUUCCUUAAAAUGAAAUAAAAACUGAAUUGUGGCAUCUUUUAAUGUCAUUAAAGUGCAAUCUUGUGCAUACUUUCCUGGGAGUCUGUCCCACUGAGUAGACAUUGCAUUGUAAGAAGUGGCUUUAAAAUAAAAUAAAAGCAACUUUUAAACUUUGCAGAUUUGCUCUACCCACUCUCCGAGUUUCUCAAAUUCAGCCUCCCCCAACCAGAUGGAGACUCCAUCUCCCAUAAGCACCGGCCACCAUGGCCAAUCAUCAGGGAGUUGCAGUUCACCACAUCUGGAGUGAACUACAAGUUAGGAGAGGCUGAUCUAAUUACUUUAAACUGUUGCUAAAAGAGGACCGUGGUGCUCUUUGCGGACAGUGGGGGCAGACACUCCUGGAGAUAAGCAAUUUUGGUAAAUUUCCAUUCCGGAGAAACUUUGCUCUUCAAAAAAUCCCAGGGCUGGUUGGGUGCUUUUGUAACAUUUAGGAAAUCUCCCUGUGCCUGGUGCCAGGUUCCUUUUCCUUGUCGCUGCUGCUCUCUAGCGUCUGAAAGGAGUAAGGUCUAAAAAAGGAAGCUGAGUUUCUGCAUGGGAUGAGAGCAGUGCUGGAUUAACGUAUAACCUGGACAAGCUAUAGUUUAGGGCCCCACUCUCUGGGGGCCCCCAAAAAAAUGUAAAGGAAAAAAACCUAGAUGUACAUUUCCAAUAUAUAAGAUAAAAAACAACUAAAAUAAAACCUACAUACAGCAACAAUGUUUUGUGUUGCGUUGGCUCAUAUGAUGUAAGGAAUGCCAGCCUGCUCCCUAAAAUAUCACUGGUUUGCUCAUUUCAAUAUAUAGGGUGCCUACAUUCUGCAUAGACUUUGCAAUCUGCAUGGACUUUUCAACAAUUACUUUGAUAAAAUACGUAUUUUGUUAUGUGCAAAUGGCUUUAGGUACCUAUUAGAUUCAUAAAUUACCAUAUAGCAUAUAUUCAACACAAAAAAACAGUGACAAUUUGUUGUUGACAGCUGGACAUAUAAAGGGCCCCAUUACCUUCAGUAGCUUAGGGCCUCAUCAGACCUAAAUCUGGUCCUGGAUGAUAGGAAAUGAAGAUUUGUUUCUGCUGUUUUGCAAAGGAUCUGCUUUAACAAGACAAGUUAUUGCAGAUUGCUUGUUGUGGAGAGUACAGUGGUACCUCGAGUUAAGUACUUAAUUCAUUCUGGAGGUCCGUUCUUAACCUGAAACUGUUCUUAACCUGAAGCACCACUUUGGCUAAUGGGGCCUCCUGCUGCUGCUGCUGCACCGCCGGAGCACAAUUUCUGUUCUCAUCCUGAAGCACUAUUUCUGGGUUAGCGGAGUCUGUAACCUGAAGUGUAUGUAACCUGAAGCGUAUGUAACCCGAGGUACCACUGUAGUUACACUUUGCUUUGAGGGGAAUUCACCUAAGACCCAGUGUGGAUGAGUGAGGGCUGGACUCGGGUCUAAAAAUGGUCCGAAUCAUGGAAUCGUAGCGUUGGAAGGGACCCUGAGGGUCAUCCAGUCCAACCCCCUGCAAUGCUGGAAUAUGCAGCUGUCCCAUACAGGGAUCGAACCUGCAACCCUGGCAUUAUCAACACCAUGCUCUAACCAACUGAGCUAUCCAGGCCCAUUCAGUUUAACUGCUUCCUCAGGCUGGUCCAUAACCUGUGGGCCAGCAUCAUUGGGAAAGAUAUCAUGCUGACACAGGAACAGAUCUUCCCAAGUUAGGGCCCUUUCGCGAGGCCUUUCUCUUCCACAGUCAACUGGACAUGGAAUUUAAAUCUCCAUUUCUGCGGUCACAGUUGCCCCAUGCAUUCAGACCACCGAUAUACCACUGUUAACAGCCGUGGCUUCCCCCAAAGCAUUCUGGGAGCUGUCAUUGGUUCAAUAUGGCAAGAGUUCUUAGGAGACACAGAGCUAAAGUUCCCAGCAUUCUCCGGGGGACGUGAUAGAGCAGUGCUUUAAAAUGUGUUGUAUGGAUGUCAGUAAACCACCAUGUUUCCCCAUAGCAACCCCACAACCAGCACAGUCCCAUUCAGUUCAAUGGGACUUGAUUCCUAGAAAGUGUGCAUAAGGUUGCAACCUUGAAGUGGAUUUUGGUGCCACUUAAUAAUAAUAACUUAAAGUUGCUGACGAUCCUCUGCUCCUGACCCUUUAAAAUACAGUGGUACCUCGGGUUACAGAUGCUUCAGGUUACAGACUCCGCUAACCCAGAAAUAUUACCUUGGGUUAAGAACUUUGCUUCAGGAUGAGAACAGAAAUCGUGCUCCAGCAGCACGGCAGCAGCAGGAGGCCCCAUUAGCUAAAGUGGUGCUUCAGGUUAAGAAUGGUUUCAGGUUAAGAACGGACCUCCGGAAUGAAUUAAGUACUUAACCAGAGGUACCACUGUAGCUGCUUCUUGUUCACUCAGUUUUUGACAUUACUGGAUCCUCCCUUUACUAAGUCAUUUCCUUGCCUGUGGAACCUUUAAAAAAAAAAUUCCCCCUUUGCAGCCCGAACAGUUCCUUGCAUACUUGUUUGUUUUGCUCUUGCAGUUGCAGUAAAAGAAGAAAUAAACACGAGCGAUCAAUUGCUCUGGCUCCUAGGAGGAAACGUGUCAUUAAAGCCCCUCCUGCCCAAGCAGGGGUAAAUUACUGGUUUAAAGGCUGAUUCAGUAAUCCUGUAGCAGGAAAGAUUUGAUAGGGCUUUCGCUGUCCACGCAAUUUUAUCCCUUUUCCUUCUUUGUAGAUGUGGCGCUACCUAUUCCCAAAUGGCAAAGACGGUUGGGAUCCACCCAACCUCUGCAGAGGAAGUUGCCAAACUGCACAUCACCAAGCGGUCGGGGGCCGAUCCUACCGUCACUGGCUGCUGAGGUUAGCUGCCAUCCCUGGGUAGCAACUGAAAGAGCACCCGGCGUCAGGAAUCUAAAGAAAAGGAGAGAACAGCUGGAAGAUUGAGAUAUGGCAGGUCGGUUGCUUUAGCCUUCUUUUGCCAGCCUUCAGCCUAGUCUCACUUGGGUCCAAGGAGAACGUGUUUCGGGAUGCUUAAACUGUGGAACUCCCUGCCACAUGGAAUGGUGAAUGCCACUAGCUUAGACAGCAGUAAAAGCGGGUGGGGGUGACCUUUCUCAGCCCAAAGGCCACAUUUCCUUCUGAGCAAGUGACACGCCUGCUGUUGGGCGAGGCAUUGCAGGGGGUUGGACUAGAUGACCCUUGGGACCCAACUUUACAACUCUAUGAUUCUGUGAAAUGUUUCCGUAGCGCAGUAGGCUAGCUUUUGCGCACAGUAGACAGCUUUAUCCUCCAUCCAGACAAGCAAAAGGCCUUGUUCCAUUGACACAUUCCAGUCGGACACAAACAGUGAGGGGUGUGUCUUGGUGGGGAGAGUUAUUCUUAUUAUUAAUUGAAUUUAUAUACCGCCCUAUACCCCGAGGUCUCAGGGCAGUUCACAUAAAAGAUCACAAUAUAUAAAAUCAAAGUAAAAACAAUAACCCAAUAACACGCCGCCGCCCCCCCAAAAAGAGCCGCAUUUUAAAGAGGUACAGGGUGUUGAUCAGGUCAACCAAAGGCCUGAUUAAAAAGGAACAUUUUUGCCUGGCACCUGACAGUAUAAUGAAGGCGUCAGGCAAACUUCCCUGGGGAGAGCAUUCCACAGACAGGGAGCCACUGCAGAGAAGGCCCUGUUCAUGUGUUGCCACCCUCUGGAUCUCUUGAGUCCUGCGAGCCAGCUCCAAGGCCCCAGCACUGCUUUGAAAGAAUAUGAGACAAAUGGAUGGAGGGCAAGGCUGCUAGACAUGAUGCCUGUGUGCUAAUCCAGGUGACAGGAUCGAGCCAGCAGUAAACCACACUGAGCAAGAUGGAGUUAACUCUUUAUUAGCAAAAACAGGAUCUGCAGUGUCAGGCCUAAUGAGUGCAGCACCUAUCUCUGGCAGGUCUUGCCUCUGUGACACAGUUGCUGAGAUCGAGAGUCCCAGCCUCCCCACAGCUGCCUAAAUCCUCUCAUCUCCAGGGUUUUCCCCAAGCAAUCUGAGGCUGCGCCAGCAUGAAGCUAACUUCUCCACCCUCUGCAUGCCUCUCUUGAUUCUAGGAAACCAGGGGGAAGGAGUUUGUCAGUCCUAUCUCAUGGCAGGGCAGAGCCUCAAAAAAAGAUGUGCUCCCCUAAUUCCCCACAUCCCCAGCAUGUUUACACCCCUGUCUCAGCGGUCCCUGUUGUAAGGAACUCAGCCUACACUCGAGUAGGACCCUGGUAGAGACACACGCCCGACUGGCAGGUUCUCUCCCUCCUGGUCUUUCAUCUGGGAGCUUCAAAAGCUUUCUUCAGCCCGAACAUCACUGUGACCGAUACCAACCGACAGCAGCACACUUAGGGAUCCGCAGAGUUUGCGCAUCAUGCGUAACGGAUCUCAGCAACUCAGCAUUUGGGCUAAUUACUUUAUUUACAUAUAAACUUACACGGAGCCUGGGACGCAGGUGGCGCUGUGGGUUAAACCAUGGCUCCCUUUCACUCUAGCAUCAGACAGCAAAGAGAAAAAGAACAAAGGACAAUAGUCCCACUUCACGGAACACAGUAACACAAACAUCCUGUCUCCGUCACUUCCCACUCUGUGGAGUCGAAAUAUGCACCGUCAUGUGAAAGACAACAAUCCCAUGACUGCAAUCGUGGAGCAGGAAUUCUAACACCCCCUGCAUGUUUACAUCCCUGUCUCAGCGACAUCUACGCUGGCCUAGCCAUGCCCACAGAAUGGAAGAUGGCAGGAUCUGCAAGGACGUGCGCUACGGGGAGCUGGCUCCUGGCACCAGGCCUGUUGGCAGACCGGCUCUGUGUUACAAAAAUGUCUGCAAACAUGACAUGAAGGCUGGCAACAUCGACCCCGCCAUGUGGGAAUCCCUUGCAGAUGACCGUAGAUAGUCAGGUCAUAUCCAGAGCAGAAAUGGCUGCUGGGAGGAGCGCAGAGAGAAGAAAUAAUAAUAAUAAUAAUAAUAAUAAUAAUAAUAAUAAUAAUAAUAAUUUUAUUAUUUAUACCCCGCCCAUCUGGCUGGGCUUCCCCAGCCACUCUGGGCGGCUUCCGAAAAAAUAUUAAAAUACUAUAAUACAUCAAACAUUAAAAGCUUCCCUAAAGAGGGCUGCCUUCAGAUGUCUUCUAAAAGUCUGGUAGUUGUUGUUCUCUUUGACAUCUGGUGGGAGGGCAUUCCACAGGGCGCCACUACCGAGAAGGCCCUCUGCCUGGUUCCCUGUAGCUUUGCUUCUCGCAGUGAGGGAACAGCCAGAAGGCCCUCGGAGCUGGACCUCAGUGUCCGGGCUGAACGAUGGGGGUGGAGACGCUCCUUCAGAUAUACUGGACCAAGACAGUUUAGGGCUUUAAAGGUCAGCACCAACACUUUGAAUUGUGCUCGGAAAAGUACUGGGAGCCAAUGUAGGUCUUUCAAGAAAAGCUAUUGAGCAUUUGCAGCAGCGCAGGCAGACGCCAUCAUCUGCCCCAGUUGCAGCAAAACAUGUCUCUCCCAUAUCGGACUCUAUAGCCGCAGCAAACUGUCCAGUGGUUUGACUUCAACCCCGAAGGCGCACUCGGAUGCCAACAAUUUUUGGUCAUGCUUGCUGUGGGCAGUUGGAAUCCGAGAAUAUUUGGAGGGUCAUAUCCCGUUCCUGUUGUAAAUAUUACUGAGCUUAGAUGGCUCAGUGACCUGAUUCUGUGCCAGACAGCUUCUACGUCCCUAUUUCUAGGCCUGAAAAAUCUUAAAUGAACUCGGCAGCUCAAGGUUACUGCUGGUGGAGCUCGGCUGCCUUUUAUGAAACACGACCCUUUUUCAUUUUCAUUUGUUUUAGCAUGGCAUAAUUUUAAUUCCAUUGAUAAGGAAGCCUUUGUUCUCUCAGAGGGUUUAGCCUUCUGCUAAAAUCAAGGCUUCGUGGCUGGGAUCGAAAGAGCAGAUAGGGUAAAGUAAACAUCCUGAUUUUGCUCUGCGAGUUCCCACUGCGGAAGAGGCAAGCCGUAGAAUCAGGAAAUGAAACUUUGGCCGGCUCCGUGGCUCUUUUGCUCGCCGCAUCCUGGUUUCUGCAUGGGGGCUGCGUCUCAUCAAGCCGAAUAUUGCAUCCUGUGUGCCGAGAGCAGUUGCGUUCUCUAAUUUGGAUCCAGAACAACACCAUCCAAGCACAAAACAGGGACGUAUCACCAGGCUUGGGGGAGCCGCAAAGUUAGCAGGUGGAGCAAUCCCUGCACUCGGGACUUUUUAAUUCUGCGAGUCGGAAGUGGCGGGAUAGGCAUUUAAACAAUUGUACAUGUUGUGGAAGCAAGUGGCUAGAGAAUGGUUUCUCUCCUUCUCACUGGAGUUCGUGAACAUCCAGCGAAGGCAAAUGUUGGAAGAUCCAAGCUAGAUAACAGAAAGUACUUCUUCAUGCAGUGCGUAGGUCGACUGUGGAACUCACUGCCACUGGAGGCAGGAAUGGCCACCAAUUUAGAUGGAUUUUAAAAGAAGAUUAGACAAAUCCAUGAAGGAAAAGGCUAUCAACGGCUACUAAUCAUGAUGGUUAUAUUCUGCCUCCUUGGUCAGAGGCAAUAAUGCCUCUGAGUAUCAGUUGCCCAAAAGCGCAGGAAGAGAGUACUGUUGUGCUCAGGUCCUGUUGAGAUUUCCCACACAUCUGGGCAACCACUGUGAGGCCAGGAUGCUAGACUGGGUGGCCCCUGGCCUGACGCAGCAGGUUAUUCUUACGUUCUCAUGCAGAUGUCCCGAAAGACUCUUCAGGGAAAAGGAGAUUAAGGAGAAGAAACCACUUAAGAAGUGGCCUAUUCGAUCAGGCCAGAGGCCUAUCCCUAACCCUAGAAUUGUAGAGUUGGAAAGGACCCCGAGACUCAUCUAGUCCAGCUGCUUGCAAUGAGUGAAUCCUGCCCACAGCUGUCCAACAUCCUGUUCUCCAGUAUACCUGAAGGAGCGUCUCCACCCUCAUUGCCAGACACUGAGGUCCUCCUCCAAAGGUCUUCUGCUAGUUCCCUCACUGCGAGAAGUGAAACUCCAGGGAACCAGGAAGAGGGCCUUCUUGGUGGUGGUGCCCUCCCUGAGGAACACCCUCCCUUCAGAUGUCAAGGAGAUAAACAACUACAGUGGUACCUCUGGUUGCGAACGGGAUCUGUUCCAGAGGCCCGUUCGCAACAUGAAAAGAGCGCAACCUGAAGCGCAGUAUCUGCGCAGGUACGUGGCACGAUUUAGCGCUUCUGCACAUGUGGCAAAACCAGGAAGUAACCCUUUCCGGUACUUCCAGGUCACUGUGGGACGUAACCUGAAAGAACGUAACAUGAAGCAAACGUAACAUGAAGUAUGACUGUAUCUGACUUUUACAAGACAUCUGAAGGCAGUCCUGUAUCAGGAAGUUUUUAAUCUUUGGUGUUUUACUGUGCUUAAUGUUUUAAUUUGUUGGAAGCUGCCCAGAAUGGCUGGGGCAGACCAGGCAGAUGGACGGAACACCAACAACAACGGUUGCAGCUCCUACUUAUUCCUUAAGGAAAACGGCCCUUCUAAAUUUUUGCCUCAUUCCUUUCCUAAUUCCUUUCUUAUUUCCGUCUUUGCCAGGAGGGGGAGAUGCUCCCUAACAUGAAUCAAGGCAGAUGCCUAGUUGGUCGGUUUGUCUGCUUAGCAGAAAAUAAUUAACUGGACCGUGAUAGCAAAAUCCAAAUCUAAAUUUUUAAAAAAGCCCUCUUGCUUGCCUUUCUGCAAAGGCAACCCUUGCCAGCGAUUUGAUCUGAAGAUCCGGCUGCCAACUUCCAGCGGGAGCCCUAACCCUGUCUACUCGGAAGUCAAUCCUAUUGAACUCAAUGGGGCUUACUCCCAAUUACACAGGAACACAGGAUUCUCCCACGAAGGCUGUAGCUCAGUGGCAGAGCCCCUGCUUUGCUUGCAGAAAGUCCCAGGCAGGGGAAAGACCCUGGAGGGCUGCUGCCAGUCAGUGUCAGCAAUACUGACCUAGAUGCAUCAAUGGUCUGACUCAGUACAGUGCAAAUUCAUUUGUACUCCACUGGAGUACAAAACCUCCAUUGCCUGGUAGGUUUUGUCCGUGGAAAAAGAGGGUUCUCCCAGGGACCCCUGUAUUCAGAUGGGGUUCAGUCACAUCCCAGCAAAUUCAGGUCAUGUGCAGUUACAGCCUUGUGCAACCAGCCUGCUUCCCAUAAAAAAAAAGAAGAAGAAGAGACUUUCUUGCCAUAAGGAAAAAGAUGGGACGAUUCCCUGGAAAAGAGUGGGGUGAGACUUGCUUUGACGCAACAUCUUAAUUUCCUGGCAAGCACAUCAGGACAAACGCUCAAUAAACAGGUAAUCUGGAAGCUCCUAAAUGCGACAUUAAAAUGAUAAGUCGGGCAUCUGUUUCCCAGUAGCACCAGUCUGAAGCUUCACCUCUUCUGGUUUGGUUUGGUUUGGUUUUGGAAGGAUGGCACAGAACGCCUCGUGGCCUCAGCACUCCUGAUUCCUCCUGCCCUGCCCUGUAUUUCAGCCUGUGAUGAAGAGACCUUUUGCAUUAUUUUAGCUAAAGAUUCCACCCUGUUCCAAGACAUUUUGGCACCGGACGUGCAUAAUAAAAUGGUUUCCCCCUUCCCUGCCAGGGGAGAAAGGGCGAGUGAAGAUCUGUGUCAGAAACAAGGGGGAAUGAACAUCUACACUGGGAUCGGCUGCCCCUGUGGAUCGUGAUGCCUGAGGCAGUCGCCUCACCUUGCCUCAUGGGUGGGCCAGCCCCAUCCAGUUGUUUGUAUACUUGUGGGCCUUGCAGAUAAAUCGAUUUCCCUCUUCUGUCGUGAGACCACCAAAGGACGCUUUGCUGCAGCCAAACCGGAGGGGGGGGAAAAACCAUACACAGUUACACACAGGGUACAAAGCUAAUCCUCACCAUCUCUAUCCAAAGCUCCUUCCUUUAAUUGAUCCCUUUAUGUUGCAAGUCUUUUAUUUCUGUUGUUUUAGCAUCGUGAUACUGCGGCCUCCUGGAGGGCUUCUCAGAAACCGAACUCGAGUCUUCGAUGUUGUUGUUUGUCAGCUAUUUCCCCCCUUCUUUUUCCUUUUCUUUCCAUAGACGUCAAUCUGGAUUUAUGCUGACGGGAUGGAACGGACGGCAAAGCAGGACGGAUGGAAACGAAAAGGGAUUUGCUCCUUUCCUGACGGAUUGUGCCUCGUGCUCUCCAGGGAUGGCCUCGUUGUAACAAUAUCGGCCAGGCUAACGUUGACUUGAAUGGCCUGAUGGAUGAUUCGGAUUAUUUCCUGUGUGUGUGCGGAGCUGAAAAAUGUGUGUGUGAGUUCACCAAACAAAUAAAUGCAGUCUGGCCAGCGGCCCCCCACCCCUUUUCCCGGAUGCCAGUUAAUGACAGCUUGUGUAUUAAACCACACAUUGGACUGCACAAGUCUUGAUGAUCUGCUGGGACCCUCUUCAACACAACAGAUCCCCUUAUAUUUAUGGUGCAUAUCCUUAUGGAAAAAUAAACAUACUCCCUUACCCGCCAAGCAAAUGUGGUUAA